AUGCUGUGUAGAUCUUGCAAGGGCUGUCAUGUUUGCAAACUGCUGAUGAAGUCAAUCAGCCCAGUUAGGUUAAUAUUCUCUGUGCCAACAGUUGCCAGGAAAGUAUCUACUUUGUGAUGUAAGCUUAGCCCAAAAUGUUGCUAUGGAAACUAAUUCACUAAGGAUGCUUUAGGAAAAGGAGCAGAAAAAGACACAACUUUGUCCCUUGACCCUGGCUGGAGGUGGUGCCAUCAAAGUGUCUGCGUGCUUCAGGGAGAAAAUCGGGCAGUUCUGGGACUGGUGCUGGAAAAGACAAUAAGGCCUAACUUGCCCUCUGUGAGAACCAAACACUGGCGGUUUGGGUGAUGCCCCUAGAACCUUAAUGGGGUCUCUGGUGGAGUGUUAAUGUUGGGAACCCCUCCAUUUCCGUUCAGCCUGAAUAUAUAUGUAAAAUAAGCCUCAGACCAUUGAGAAAGCCACCAGCCUCCAGUAAACCUUUGAUCAAAGGAAGCCAGAUGGAAGGUAUGUCCUGAAACACUUGGGCUGCUCAGAGCCUGGGGGGUGGAGAAUGAUAGGAUAUUUAGAAAAAUGAAAUAACUUGCCCAGGGUGCUGCCAAUGAUCUGAAAGGCUGCCUCCAUUCCUACCAACCUUUUCAGGAGUUAAUAUUUGCAUGGGGGCAGCCUCUUGUGUUAGUUCCAUCCACCAUCAGAAGUGUGGGGAAUGGAGGGUCUUCUCGGUAGUGGCACCCGUCCUGUGGGACGCCCUCCCACCAGAUGUCAAGGAGAAAAACAACUACCAGACUUUUAGAAGACACCUGAAGGCAGCCCUGUUUAGGGAAGCUUUUAAUGUUUAACAGACUAUUGUAUUUUAAUAUUAUGUUGGAAACCGCCCAGAGUGGCUGGGGAAACCCAGCCAGACGGGCAGGGUAUAAAUAAAUUAUUAUUAUAUUAUUUACCGCUGAAGAUUUCAUAUUUUUUAACCCUGACAUUUUUGUCACGCUCAUCUCCUUUUGCUGAAGUUUAAACUGUUCUCCAUCUGGAACAGUACCUGCAUUGCAGAGGGUUGGACUAGAUGACCCCUGGGUUCCCUUUCUAACUGGGCUUCUAUUAUCAUUUUUUUUUAUAAUUGCAUGCUAUAUGGCUGUCACCACCCUGGGACCUUCUUGUGAAGGGCAGGUAAGAAAUCUUAAAAGGGAAGAGGUGUGUGCAAAGAGACAUUUUUCUGGGACUUAGGCUCCUGGGCCUCAGUUUGCCAACAUCUAACUAAGGAGGGGGGAAGGCAUGCAGCAGGAGGAAGAAGCUGGAGACCACCUCCCCAAAGGUGGACAAAGACAGCAAACGGGGCCUUGAGGGAGACGGACUCACAGCUGAGAAGACUUGGGAGACACGUACAAGAAACAGGGGUGGAGAAAGCAGAAAUCUGGCAAACCCUGAAGGCCAGCAGCCCCAUCCCCUUUGCUCCCAUCCCCAAUUUCAUGAGAGAAACUGGGAGGCCUGAAAGAUGGAGCGUGGCCAGGGACAGGACUAUUUGCAGGAGUGCACAAUUGCAGAGCAGCUACAGUCUUGCAUCCUACGGAAACUCCAUGCACCCCAACUGCCAUGAUGUACGGGCCUCGCCAGGAUGUGCCCCAACUGCCAUGAUGUACAGGCCUCACCCAGCUGCAGCCAACCCACCGGGAAACCCAUCCUAUCGAGCACAAUCCGGCCUUGGGCAGCUGGGCCCAUGACAUCCCCUACGGUGGGCAAAAGCCAAACUCAGAAUGUCAGAAUGACAAAACCUCUGGAACGACUGAGGCACCUUCAAAUAUGUAGUGUGAUUUGUUGGCUGAGAUCAUUUACUUUCAGAAGCAGGCACUCUGGUAUGGCUUCCCUGUAUCACAUACGCAGCCCAACAAGAUAACAAGAAACCACUGACGGCACAUGAAUCAAUAUGACUCAACCUUUCCCACACACAGAUGCAAACAAAUCUCACUGCAGCCAACUAAAGACAACCAACCACGCCCUGCCCCCAACCUCUCUCACUACUACCAAGGAAAAAUAUAAUAAAACGGAUAGAAAGAGAACCUGCCCAAGUGACACGGGCAUAAAACCCCACAGACACACUUAGGUAUUAUUGUCCCAACCCCCCCCCCUUCUUCCCCAGCCUUAUUCUGUAUACAACAAUAACCUUUUGUACAUAAUGUUUUUACAUCAAAUAUAAAAAAGACUCUGCAACUUGAAAAAGAGAGAAUGCACGUUGUUUUGUAAACCAAGGAAAUCUUUAAUAUAUAUGUUUUUAAAGGCACACCUAUGUUGAUACAGCAGAACCAGCAGAUAAGUUUUGAGUGAUAAUAUUACAUGUUUUAUUUUAAUUAUCCCAUAUUUAUCCACGUUUGAUAACUUUUUACAAUGGGAGUGGUGAUGUAAUGGGACGUUGAGGGACCUGCACAGUUCCUUGGGGCUGUUUUCAGUUCAUGUGAAGGGUCUUAGAGGCUCCUCUGAAAAUUCCAUUCAUUGAUUGCCCCUCAUCCAAAAAUUUCAGGGCAUAAAAAUACAAAACAAAAACAAAAAAAAUACAGAAUAAAAACAAGGGGGGAAAUCAAUAACCACCCCCCUCUCCCACAAAAACAUUCAAGGCCUCAGUUCACAAGGAACGUUUUUCCUUGGUAUCUAUAGGUAGUAUAAUGAAGCCACCAGGUGAGCCUCACUUGGGAGAAUAAAGCCCCUUUUAUUUUUUUAUUUUUUUUUAAAAAAUUCCUCAUUCUUGGUGCCUGUUGGUGGACCCAGAAACAUGGCACCAUUUCCUUCAGCCCUUUUCUUGGAAAUGCAGGCAGGGCACUGCUAGAAAGCAGGAGGGAGGGCAAUGUCUUCCACUCCGAAUCUCUCUGUGUAUGUGUGUUGGGGGGCAGGCAGGGGGCAGAGAGAGUUAAAGGCUUAUGUCCUGGUUAUAGAAGAAACCUUUUUGCCUGCUGCCUAAAAAAAUAUGAUGGUAGUCCCAGUGCAACUAUACAACUGUGAAGCCUUUUCUAUCUCUGGUAAUUGACUAGAGGAUAAUUUGUCUGUGAAAGAAAGAGUUCUGCGUCUUGCCAGGGAGAUUGAGAAUUCUAAGUUCCUUUUAUCCAUUUUUUUGUUUUAGAUCCCUUUUUCCAGAUUUACCCCAGUGAGGGGUAAAUUAAAGGGCAGGGCAGGUGCUUGAUGAAGAUACCAAGUGUUGACGUGGGUCUGAGAUGGAGAGAGAGAGAGAGCCCACAGUCCAUUGGGUGAGGCCUUGGCCAAAUCUGACUUCACAAUGGGCUGUGGAAUGUUUUGCUUCCCAGGAAACCAGGUGAGUUGUUUGAAAGAAUCCUGAGAUCAGUUAAAAGCUCAGUCAACUGUCUCCUUCAGAUCAGUUGACACCAGAGAUGUCUUGCUGCUUUAGAGAACUGUCUUUUUUUGGAUCAGUUGACAGUGGAAACAUCUGUCUCCUUCGGACAACUAUCUUUGGCUCAGUUGAAAGCCCAGAGAAUGGUAUUCUGCCUCCCUUGCUGCCACAGAAGGUAAGGUAAGCCAAAGUGAACUUCUGCAACCAAAGAGGAAAAUGAUAUCACAAUUAUACAGCUUGCUCCUUGAAUGGGAACUGAAAGAUGAGAUAAUAAAAGAACCAAUGAUAAAAUGGUCACAAGAGCUGGGCCAGACAGAUGGGAAAGAUUAUGGAAAACUGAUAUAAAUUUUACAGUGUGCUAUUCGAUUAAGGAAAAUAUAACGAAGAUGUUUUACCGCUGGUACCUCACCCCAGUGAAACUAUCAAAAAUGUAUAAAAAACAAUCAAAUCUCUGUUGGUGGUCACGAUAUAUCAUAUGUGGUGGGGGUGCAAAGUGGUGAAACAAUUCUGGAUUAUGAUGCAUGAAGAGCUUUAAAAUAUAUUUAGGAGUUCAAUCUUUAAAAAACCAGAGGCAUUUUUGCUGGUUUUAGUACUGAGUGACAUUCCUAAGGAUAAAAGGAAUGUAUUCCUUUACGCAACCGCGGCAGCCAGAAUCGUAGUGGCAAAAAAUUGGAAAACUGAUAAAAUACCAGAAUUAUUAGAAUGGAGAAUCAAAUUUCUUGAAUUCAUGGAGAUGGCAAAAUUAACAGCAUCAACUAGAUGCUACUCUAAUCAAAAAAAUAAUAAAGAGUGGGAAUGUGUUUAGGGUUAGGGUCAGUGUAAAUGAAAACAUGAGACUUAUGGUUUUGUUACAUAUUAUUUUAUUUUGGAGUUGUCUGUUUAUUUUGGAGUUUGUUGUUGUAAAGAAUGUAUAUUAUGUGAAUAAAAUAAAGGAAGAAAAUCUGGGAUUAAAAAAAAAAGAAGGUAAGAUAAGCAGGGAAGAAGGGAGACAUGCUGAAGCCUUGGUCGUCCCCCCACCGCAUGAGCAGUUUUAAAAGUUGCUCCUUGGUUAUUUGACCUUCAUAAAUGCCAUGCUUGCAGGGAGUGUUCUGGUUAAUUUUCUGAGGGGUUUUUUUUGGGGGGGAGGGUGGUUGUCUCCAUCCAAAUGACAGGAGAAUUACCAACUCCCCCUCAAAAAAAAAAUCAGUAAAAUGCUCCCCCUGUCCCCAAUUUCACCACCCACAAAUAGGAAUUUCUAGGAGCUCGUUUUUCACUCAGCCCUAAAAUACACACCCUACCUCUGCAGGGCUCACACCUGCACCCUUAAGUACUCCUUCCCUCGGGUGCAUUGCCAGCACCUUGAAUUAGUUUCUCAACUCCCAAUUCCUAUCAGUCCUAGACAGCAGAUCCAAGAUGUCAGAUGUCAUGGAGUAGGGGGAGGAGGAAAAUUAGAAUCUAGACACAUAAAACAGAAUGAAUUAGCAUCAUACCAUUGGAUAACUAGUCAGGAGUUUGUCCUGACCCUGAUUGUGAAUUGCCAAAAGUAGCCUCUCACUGUCAAGUGUGGAAAGUGGACCAAAGGACCUUUUUAGGAAAGCAGACCCUGGGAUCAGUUCUGCACUCAAAAUGAAAAAUUGUGUCACUGUGGAAAGAGAAGUGACUGGCUGUGACCUUUGUCUGUUUAAAAAAUUGUGGUGACUUAAUGGUGCCGCUCUCGAGGCUUCACCCAGGGCAAAAAACCUGGCUUGCCCCCCUCACUCCCAUAGCUCUGGGUCAUAACUCUUUGUGGAGCACAUGCGCUGCAUGCAGAAGUUCAAUCCCCUAUGGCAUCUCUAGGUAGGGCUGGGAAGGAAAGACUCCUGCCUGAGGCUUUGGAGAGCCACCUGCCGGUCAGCAUGGAGGUGGACCAAUGAUCUGACUGGACAAGGCAGCUCCUUAAAGUCCCAGCAAGGGUGUCUCUUUGGGCAUCGCUCCCAGUCCAGGAAGAGAGCGGGCUCCAUCUCUCUUUGAAAGGCAGAACCCAACUUUUUUAAAAAAAGGCAGGGGGAAUCUAUUUUAGCUGUGUUGUUUCCAAACCCUGGUGGGAUUUGGCCUCUGUCUGACGUUCCUCCCCUUUCCGCCUUCUUUGUGCACAGCUGUUUAUGAUGGAGGCUUCUCACCUGUGGUUCCUGCACAUCUCAACUGUCCUCUUCUACCACUUCCCCAACCUUGGAGAGUCUCUAAAGAUCCCAACUAAGGCUGCUUCUGCUUCUCAGCUGGAGACCCUCCAGACCGUUGUGCAGGCCAUGCCUCAUUGUGGGUGGUUCAUGAGCAGAGGGAAACGGUCCCUCUCCCCAGCUCAUAGGCCUCGCUCAGGAGGAAAAUUGGAGGACAGCACUAGAUGAGCCCUGCAGCAACUGGAUCAGGCCCAAGGAACCCUGCUAGAGUGGCAGCCUGUUCUCAGAAGGGCCUACAAGCAGCAUGGCAAGAGGCCAAUGAUAAAAAGGGAGACCAUAAAACCAUGUUUCCUUGUUCAAAGGUGGGAAACUGCACAGGCCAGCCCUGGUGUGUGUAUUCUUCCUCCGUCUUGUCUCUCUUCAGAUCCACAAGUGCUCUACCACUUCAUCGACACUUCAGAAGUGCCACCCUGGGUAUAUAAGCUGGUGGUGUCCAGCCCUUCAGAAAGGAGGCAGGUACUUACUCCACAAAUGGAUCAGAUCUGGAGCCAGACUAUUCUCCGUGUGGCUGUUGCACAUUCAUCCUCCACUUCCCUGCUUUUUCAGUCAUGGAUGUUUCUUGCUAUUCGGCUGCUUGCUGUCCAGCUGUGGGCGAAGCUUGACAAGAUGCCUUCAGCCUGAGUUUGGGAAGGUUUUGAAGCUCCCACCAUAGUCCUUCACCAAGAGGAACAGACAGCAGCCACCCCAUAAGAAGGGAGCAGCCCCCGCAAGAGACGAGAGCAUCUCUAUACUCCCAAGUAUCUGUUUCUUUAAAACAUAUUAGCAUUUUUUCUUUUGUUUUAUUAUUAUUUUUGCUUUUAAAUUACUUUAUUGAACUUAAAAAAAUAACACAAAAUCAAAAUUAUCCAUAACAAAUAAACAUAAAAGAAUUGUCAAUAUCAAUCACACUUGAACAGUCGUCUUCUAGUUCCAUUGACUUCCCGCCAACUGCAUCUAACUUUAAAUGUAUAUUUAUCUAGUGCACUGUGUCUAUUUUAACUAAUUGCUUAGCCAAGAUACUGUACUUUCUUAAACUUGUUCGAUGUAUAACAGAAGCUAUUCAAAGGCUGCCACAGACUUUAUGUUGUUGCAAUCUUUUAUGUAACUUUUAAAUAAACCCCAUUUAUUGAAAAAUCAUUAAUGUUUUCAUUUAUUUUCUAAAUUACAGUAGUAGCACCAAUGAAACAACAAAUUGUCCAACAACAAACAACUAAAAUUUGUCCUGGUAUUUGUACAGACUUGUAUCAUUAUAAUAAAGUUUAAUUUUUUAUACUUUUUAUUAGUUUUACAUUUUUAAUUUUACAUUAAAACAUAAGGUACAAUAAUAAAAUACAUAAUUCUCUGACUUCCUUCCUCCCCUCCGUGGCCACUAGCAUUUUCUUCUGCAUCUCAUACCAUCCUCCAUUUAUCUAUAAAACUCAAGUCUUAACCAUAGCCUUUUUUUACAUGGAAUGUGUUAUUGUAGUCCUGCAUGUUUUUAACUGUUUACAAUGUUCUUUCAAAUAAAUUUCCCAAUCUUUAUUAAAGUUUUUAUCAUCCUGGUUUCUGAUUUUUCCAGUCAUUUUCACUAUUUCAGCCUAGUCCAACAUUCUUGUUAUCCACUCUUCUUUUGUAGAAAUCUUCUGGUCCUUCCAGUUCCGGGCUAAGAGCAUCUGGCUUGCAGUCGUAGCAUACAUGAACAAUCUUUUCUGCCCCCUUGGAAUCUCUGCACCUAAAAUUCCAAAUUAAAAAAGCUGCUGUUUUUUUAACAAGUGUUAUUUUAAACAUUUUUUAACUCAUUAUAAUUUCCCAGUAUGCUUUUACCUUUUUACAACUCUACCACAUAUGAUAAAAGGUGCUCUCUUUUUCUUUAUAUUUCCAACAUAUAUUUGAACUAUUAUACAUUUUUGCUAGUUUACUGGGAGUUAAAUACCAUCUAUACGUCAUUUUCAUAUAGUUUUCUUUUAAUGUACCGCAUGCGGUAAAUUUUAAAUCUUUCCUCCACAACUUCUCCCAUGCAGUUGUAUAUUAUAACCAAAAUCUCUUGUGCAUUGUAUCAUUACCAAUUUAACCUCUUCAUCCUUAGUAUCCUAUUCUAGUAACAUCUUAUACAUUUUAUACAUGCAUCUUAAGGCAGCCCUGUUCAGGGAAGCUUUUAAUCUGUGAUAUUUUACUGUAUUUUUUGUUUCUAUGGAAGCCGCCCAGAGUGGCUGGGGAAACCCAGCCAGAUGGGUGGGGUACAAAUAAUAAAUUAUUAUUAUUAUUAUUAUUAUUAUUAUUAUUAUUAUUAUUAUUUUAGACAAUGUUUUUACAUUAUUUUCUACCAGUUCCUUUUCAAACCUUGACAUUUCAUUACUAAAUCCAUUCCUUUUGUCAGUUUUAAAUACAUCAUUUAAUUGGUGAUUAUAAUAUUACUGAUUAUAAUAAAGUUUCAUUGAAUUAUUUCUAAAGGUCUCCUUUGGUGGUUUCCAUCUGUGAUCUAAGCCAUUGUCUCUCAACCUUGGACCUCCAUCAUCCCUGACCACUAGUCCUACUAGCUAAGGAUGAUGGGCAUUGUAGUCCAAAAACAGCUGGAGGCCCAAGGUUGAGAAGCACUGAUCUAAACAAUUCACAUAUUCGAUAAACAUUUGCCUUGUAUUCAGUGUUCAGAUCCUCCCCUUUCUUCCAGGAUCUGGGCAAUCUGCAUCUGUGCAGGUGUUAACAGAAAUGCUGGAAGCUCAUUACUGGGCUAACCUUGAGUGAUCAAGAGUCUUAAUUCCUAGCAGCAUCACUGCAGGAGACAAUUUAACCACCAUGUUACAUACUAAGUUAUUUUUUUAAAAUACAUUGCUCCAGAAAGUUUUAGUGUUAUCACAGUGCCACCACACAUGGAUAUUAACAGCACAUUUCCCUCAACAGUUGGGGCCAACUUCUUUAGCUAUCUAGGAUAGCCUUACUGGUGCAUAAUGCCACCUGUGCAAUAACUUUAACGCAGACUCCCGGAUUAUGACAGAAACUGAUUUCACUGUCAGACCACAAGGCGGCCUAUUUUUCAUUAGUUAUUUGAAUUUCUAGGUCCAUUGCUCAGGGCAUUUCUAGGUCCAUUGCACUUAAAAGAUUGCCAUAUUCAAGGGCUAUUAGGGCUCUAUACAUUGAAGACACUAUCUCCUUAAACAAUUGAAAAGUUAACAAAAAUGUCUUCUAAAAUUGUCAGAUUCUUGCAUGCCUGGGCAGAGAUAUCUGGUUUUAAAUGGAAUCCUAACAGCUGAUUAAGGUGAUAUCACAAUCAUUUGAGAUUUGGUAGAUUGACAAGGAAAAGUUCCCUUCAUGUGAGAAUACCAUUUACAUUAAAAUAUUUCAGCUGUUCUGUUCCCAACUGCUCCAAUCCGGCCAUGCCCCCUGCCUCCUGAAAAGACAGGUGAAAUCGGUGGGGUGGGUUGUGAGAGGAGAGCCCAGCAGGACUAGCUUUAAAACCUUUUGAUUUCCAUAUGGUCACUGUAGCACAUAGGAAGGGGUUUGUGUCUUAGCAAGCACAGUUAGUAAGACCUGCUCUAUAGACUGGUUCUGAAAGUUCUGUUUUCACACAUGGUUUCCCCUUCAGCUGGUGGAUUAGCGCCAUCAAGUUUUUAAAUUGAAAAAGCAUUCUACUAAGUUCAGAGAUGUGGGAUUCAGAAUCUGCCCCCACAAACACUCCCAUAUACAGUUCCAGCUCCCAGCCGUGCCCUCUUCCCCUCAUGUAUAAACUUGUCUGUUGUGUGUUGCCAUAUUUUGAAUUGCUGAGGCAUAAUUACAAUUGGCAACACUGGAAGAGAAAUAAAAAGCUCAGUUGGUUCUCUUCUUUGGUAACACCCCUGAAUCAUUUUCCUCCUCUGUUCCACCAAUCUUUGUGGGAAUAAUAAAUACUGCACUGACCUAUGCAGGAUUGCUGUAAGGAUUUCUGAGAUAAUGCACGUGAAAGCCCAAUACAGUAAAUGUAUGCCUUUUUUCUGUCAUGGUGGAGCACAGACAUUUUGAUUUCAUUUAAAAAAAACGUUUCUGGUUGCUUGGUGUUAAUUUUUAAUUUUUUCCUUUCUGUGGUUGCUCUGUUUAGUUGCUUCACGUCAGCUAGUCUUUAGGAUUCAAGACAUAAACCUAUACAUGCUUACUCAGAAGUGUCUUACUAUGUUCAGUUGGGCUUACGCACAGGUGAGUGUGCAUAGGUUUGAAGACUUAGCUGCCAUCCCAGGUUAUCUGUAAAAUUCAUAUCCAGACUGGAUAUUGAAUGCAUCUUCUCUCUGUCAACAUGAACACAGGUUGAUGUGUGCACACUGCAAGUCCCCAUGCAAUACAGAGGUGGCCUUUUUGCAUACUAAGGGAGGAAAGCUUGUUUCGAACUGUAUAUUGUAAGGCAAUAAUGUUUCUCCCAACCAUAUCUAUUUUAAACUUUAUUUCAUUCCAUUUAUCUGUUGGAGAUAAAUGGGUUGUACCUAAUCCCUUUCCUCACACGUUUUCCCCUCACAACAAACCUGUAAGGUAGGUUUGGCUGAGAGGUUGUAAUUGGCUCAAGGUGACCAUGUAAGCUUCAUGGGGAAGCCAAUAUCUGAGUGUGUUAUUAUGUAGGGGGCAACACAGAGCUCACACAAUGAUCCUUGGUAUCAGAACUGGAAUGCUAAAAACAGGUAACCUCUUGAAAGCUCCAGAGGGCACAAAACACCACAGUUUGAUUUUUGUGUGCUUCAUUGCAUGAGGGCUACAAAGUGGUGUGUAUUGGAGUUGUAUUUAGAAGUCAGACUUUGCACUUUUUCCAGAUAAACACCAUCACCUCCAUCUCACUAAACCGGUGGCAAAGUGGGGUGCCAAUCUGUGGCUCAUCUCAGGUACCAAAAUGUCUUGUUCUAGCCCUGACAGCUGGUGCACGCACUGUACAAAGAGGUGAGUUUUCUUUGGGCAGUAAAUAACAGCAGAAUGCGAUCAGGACAUUCUCAACACUUACUCAACAUUAGAUAGACUGUGAGCAGAUGUUUCAGCAAGUCAUGCACACGCUCAGGGUUCUCUUGGGAAAGCACUUCACAUCCCCAAACAACAAAUUUUAGAGGCUUUCCUCGAAUUGCCCGCCUUUGGUGUCUCCUGUCUCCAUGGCUCAGGUGAUUCUCAAGGCAUUAUGAAUACUACAGGCACUGUACACAUUCAAAAUGAAAAGUAUAUGCUUACUUUUUAUAUACUAGAACCUCUGUAGGGCAGCUUGAAUAUUCAGUGUAUCUGAUGUUGCAUUUUGAAUCUGACAAGGACCAAGGUAACUGAACAACUUCCAGAUAUGUCAAGUUAUUACUUGGCUAGUUAUAUUGCAUGCCCAUCCAUCCAGGGUCUAUUUUUAUUUCUUAUCUAACUUUAUGAAGUUGUAUCACAGUUGAUUGUUAACCAUUCAGGCAUGUUGUAGUAGUGAAAGUAAUAGUGUCGUUGGCAUAUAGUAAACUGUCAGGGGUUCAGGAGCAGAGGCACAGGAAAGGGAGGAAAUAGAGAGCGAGGGGGAGGAGUCCGAAGGAAAUGUUAGCGAUGACAGCGGUCCGAGGUCUCUGAGUCUUUCCAGCGAAUCGGAAGAUUCACAGAAAGGGGCUCCCUUGCUCUGACCAAGGGGGUGCCGAGGGGACACCCCAGGAAGAAGGGGCCAGAGGGGACUCAGAGAGCAGCAGUUGGAAAUCAGGACCAGCGUCCACACCAGAGUGCAGUAGGGGAGGAGUCCCAGGCAUCGGGAUCAGGCGGCGCACUGCCAGUGGGAGGACAUGAGUCAGGAUUGGCCACGCCUCCAUCGGGGAGCGAGGAAACGGUCGAGAGGAAGGUUGAAGGCUGGGCGCGCGCGCCAAGUUCAAAUGUACAGGAGGGCGGCGCAGUUGGCAGCCCGGAUAGGGAGCCAGGUCCCAAAGCCCGCCGAAAAGAGGGGAGGAGUCAGGGGGUCAGCGUCAGAAGAAUCCAGGAAGGAAGGGACCCGGGGGUAGCAGGACCCAGAGGAGAAAGGAGAGACGUAAGAGGUGGAGUAAGGCUAGAAUCUUAAACUGGUGUACAGGGGCGGAGACUCAGAUGGAGCUUCGCCGAUCUAACCCCUAGACGUAGAGCUGGGGCGCUCCGGCUUGAAAAUGGAAACUGUACUUCAAUAAAGACUUUUGUACAUUACUGCCGGCUAGCGUUGGUCCUCUGUGAGCUGGGACCUGGAGCCAGCUCUGACAGUAAGCUCCAUCUCUAAAAGUUUUGCACCAAAAACCUCGUAACGUGAGUGGACGCAGCGAGGGAAGAAGAUUGGUGCUUCGCGAGCUCACAAAAGUCAGGCAAGAUGACUACAGAACAGCAACUAGCAGCCCUGCAAAAUGCAGUGACACAACUCAACGCGGAGGUACUCGCAUCCAGGAAAAGGGAAGAGGAAGCGGCUGCCGCCUGCAGGGAUCUCAAGCCAGGUUGGAAGUGCUUGCUAAGCAGGGGCAACCGGGACCCAAAUCAGAGGGAUUGGGCUGGGGAAAGAGGAGGCAGCCUGGUAUCUCAUUUCGAUGGGAAUUUGCAGCAGUACCCUAACUUCCGAGCAGACGUGCUGUUUGCGCUGGAACUGCUGGAUAAAGACUUUAGAGAUGAGCAAGAGAAGGUGGGGUUUAUCUUGUCCCAUUUGCAUGGGGAAGCUAAAGCGUGGCUGCGCAAUCUGUGGAGAGAUAAGGAUCCGGCGCUCCAAAAUGCGGAUGCAUUCAUUAAAGCGAUGGAUUCGUGUUUUUAUCAAAUAUAGACAUUGAUAUCGCCAGAAAAGACAUACAUGGGCUCAAACAAGGCAGAGCCAGUGAAAGGCCGUACCAUUCCCGCCUUUUUGCAUGAGGCCAAGCGCUGGGAUGGGAGAAGGAUUCUGCCCCAUCCAGAGACCCUUUUUGGGAAGGCUUGAAUGCAAAUGUGAAAGAUGAGAUUGCAAGGGGGGAGAGACCAAAGAGCACUCAGGAGGUUGUCCGGCGGGCGCUGCAAAUUGGGGUGCGUCUGGAAGAACGUCCAUGGAACAGAGAAGAAGGACGUUGGGGACGUACGCCAGUGAGAGCACCUCCCCUCUUUCCCAAGGAUGCAGCGCGUGUGCAAUCCCCACCUCCGCAAGGAGAGGGAGAGCAACCGAUGGAGAUUGGAGGCGCCAGGGCUCAGUCAGCAACCAGAGCCUUAACACCGGGAGCAGUCAAAGCGAAGCCUCCUAGAGGGAACAGGAAGUGCUACAUCUGCGACAGUGCUCAGCACAUGGCGAAAGAGUGUCCCCAGAGGCUCCACAAGCACACUGCAGCCUCAGCAACAGUAACAGAAGCAACUCAGCAGAGAGAACCACAGCAGGGAAACGACAGAGUCUGGUUGGAGGAAGAGGCACUGGGGCCCAACCAGACAAGUCAAUGAAGCCGUCCCCAGAGAUUUUGCAGCCCACAGACCCCCUCCCGCCCAAACCAGUGGUGCAGCUCACAGCAUCGCUCCAACUACCCAAUGGACUCACUAUGGAAGUGCCGAUUACCAUUGACUCUGGUAGUAACGCAGACUUCAUAGGACUGGAUUUCCUUCAAGAGCACAACAUAGCACUCCUGCCAGCCACGCUGCCUCUGAAAGUUGUCACGGUGGAUGGCAGGGAAUUGCUGGGGGCAGGUGGUGCAGCAAACGCCUCCGAUGGUGAUGCAAAUUGGGAAUCACCGAGAAGUCAUCAGCUUCAAUGUCACCCAACUGUCGGACACGCCUAUAGUAUUAGGCAUGAGUUGGCUGCACAGGCACAGCCCAGCAUUGGCGUGGUACCAGCGACAACUGACCUUCGGCUCCUCAUACUGUGCGGAACAUUGCAUUCUGCCUAGCCCGGAAGGGGAAGAGGAUGACCCGCAGCUACAAUUAGGCACGCUGCAAGCAGUGCCACUCAAGUACGCAGCGUUUUUGGAGGUUUUCUGCGAGAAGGAAGCGGACAAGCUACCUCCCCACAGGUCUUAUGACUGCAAGAUUGACCUCCUGCCAGGGCGACGCUGCCAACCGGGAAACUGUAUUCCAUGUCUGAAGACGAGCUGCAGGAACUCAGGGAGUUCAUAGACCUCAACUUGAAGCGCGGUUUCAUCCAGGAGUCGAAGGCAGUGGGGCGCAGUCCUGUAUUCUUUGUGAAGAAGAAGGACACGCCCCCAAAAAGGCUUGUGGUGGACUAUAGAAUUUUGAACUCGAAAACCAAGCCCACAGCCUUUCCCAUGCCCAAGAUAGAUGACCUGCUCGCAACGGUGAGGAAAGGACGCGUUUUCACAAAGUUGGAUCUGCGAGGGCGUACAACCUGAUUCGCAUACGGGAGGGCGACGAAUGGAAGACUGCCAUGUUCACGCCCCUGGGCACCUAUGAAUACAGAGUUAUGCCCUUUGGAUUACAAAAUGGCUCCCACUGUUUUCAAGCCUUCAUGCAUCACGUAUUGGCGGGUCUCCUCUACAAGAAAUGCGUCUGCUUCCUGGACGACAUCCUGAUAUUUUCAGAAUCAGAGGAGACCCACGAGGGAGACGUCAAGGAAGUUCUGCAGAGACUGCAGGAGCACAGGCUGUACGCCAAGCUGGAGAAGUGCCAGUUCGACAUGAAGGAGGUAGAUUUCCUGGGCUACAAGUUGUCGGACAAGGGGCUCGCCAUGGACAGCGCCAAGGUUCGCUCAGUGUUGGACUGGAAGAGCCCGCGCAAUCGGAAGGAGGUCCAGCGGUUUGUCGGUUUCGCCAACUUUUACCGCAAGUUCAUCAAGGGGUUCGCGAUGCAGACGGCGGCCAUUACCGACACGCUCAGCUCCAAGAAGAAGAAGUUCAUCUGGACGGAGCAAGCGGAGCAGUCCUUUCAGAAACUCAAGCGUCUCUUCUCGUCCGAAGAGCAGCUACUGCAUGUGAAUCCCAGCAGACCGAUGAGGGUUGAAACGGACGCCUCAGACAGAGCCGUGGGAGCAGUACUGUUGCAGCAAGACCCGCAUGGGGACUGGAGACCGUGUGCCUUCUACUCCAGGAAGCUCAGCAAGUCAGAGCAGAACUACACCAUCUGGGACAGGGAGUUGCUGGCCAUUCAUGCAGCAUUCAAGGCGUGGCGGCACUUCCUCAUUGGAGCCAAACACACAGUGCAGGUCCGCACGGACCAUAAAAACCUGGAGUACUGGCGCACGGCAAGGUUCCUGAACCAGAGGCACAUACGAUGGGCGGAGUUCUUUGCGGAUUUCGACUUCAGGAUAGAGUACAUCCCAGGCGACAACAACAUCAUGGCGGAUGCACUGUCCAGAAAGCCGCAAUACCUCGAGGAGGCGGCACCAGCAGCGGCCAAGCACAUUUUCGCACCGAAAGCGUGGGCGUGCGCUUCAGCAACCGUGGACCUGGAUGCUGUACGUCGAGCACUGCAGGAGGACCCCUUCGCGCAAGCAAAGAUGGCAGAGGUGCAAAGGGGCACGGCGGAGGACGACGAGUUCCAGAUACGCGACGGAUUGCUCAUCCGCAGAGGGCCCUCUACGUACCGGGAGACGACCUCCGCGCGAAAGUACUGCAGCAGUUGCACGACGCACCCACCGCCGGGCACUUUGGCAAAGAGAAGACGGUAGAAUUAGUAGCCAGAGAUUUUUGGUGGCCCAAGAUGCGGGGGGAGUCGCGGAUUACGUCUCGAGGUGCGACACCUGCCAAAGGGCCAAGUCAGUGCACAAACCGCCGGCGGGACUGCUCGAACCGCUGCAGACACCGCUCGAACCGUGGGAGAGGGUGGCCCUGGACUUUGUCACGGAUCUACCCAGCUCGAGGGGCAAGACGGCAGUGCUAGUGGUGGUGGACAUGUUCACCAAAAUGGCCCACUUCAUUCCGUGCGCGAAGGUGGCCACGGCGGAACAGACCGCCAAACUGUUCAUAGACCACGUGUUCAGGGUUCACGGUCUGCCACGGUCUAUCCUGUCCGACCGGGGCGACAGUUCAUCUCGAACUUCUGGCAGAAGCUGAUGGGUUUCCUGAACGUCAAGAUCAACCUAGCGUCGGCGAGACACCCGCAGACGAACGGACAAGCGGAGCGAGUCAACGCCAUCAUGCAGCAGUACCUGCGAUGCUACGCAAAUCAGCAGCCGGCAACAUGGGUGGACUACCUGCCGCUCGCUGAGUUCGCCUACAACAACACGAAGCACGUGUCCACGGGGUGACACCGUUCUUCGCCAACAACGGGAGGCAUCCCAGAACCUUCCCGGGAUUAGCGAGAGCGGGGAGGGGAGCCACAGGCAGCGGAAGCCUUAGCAUCAGAGUUGCAGGAGGUUCACGAACAGCUCGGAGGCAGUUAGAACUAGCAAAGCACGCAUACAAACUGCAGGCUGACAAGCACAGAAGGGUUGGGGAAGACAUACAGGUGGGAGACUGGGUUUGGUUAGCAGCCCAGGCAGUGCCGGCCAGAUCGUUAGCGAAGAAGAAGCUAGGGCAUAAGCAGCUAGGACCCUACCAAGUCGAGGCACAGGUCAAUCCAGUGGCCUUCCGGUUGACACUGCCGGAGGGAUCCAGAAUGCACCCAGUUUUCCAUAGAUCAGUGCUCACGCCCUACAAAGCACCUCAUAGAUUUCAGGAGCCAGGAACGGCACCAGACCCGUUCAGGGAAACGCCCACAAGGGGGUCGCCAAGGCGGGAACCCGUCAACGAAGUCACAGAGAUUUUAGACUCGAGAUGGGGGGAAGAGGGAGUAGAAUAUCUUCUCGCCAGAGAAGGUACCCCGGCCAGCGCCAACAGUUGGGUGCCAGACCAUGCCUUGGACGAACCUUUUCUCAGGGACGAGUUUCAUGCCCUUUUCCCACACAGGCCCAUGCCAGCCGAGUAUUUCGACGACUGGCUUUUCACACCCACAUUUUCAGCUAGCACAUUCCAGGGGUUCACCUCGGACGAGGAACCGGCACUAGAAACACGUUCCCCGGAGGGAUCACCCUCGGGGUCUGCCUCAGACCGUUCCUAUUGGUGGGACAAUCAACCAGAGGAGCAGUGGCGCAGGAAGUGGUUGGGGGGUCCUUGGCAGGCAACGUCCCCGGAGGAGACCGGGGGAGAGACGGACAUGGACGUGUUGGGGGAGGACCUUGGGUUCGAGCACGGCGGCAAGAGAUGGAAGCAGAGGAAAUUGAGGUCGGCGAGAGCACGGAGGACGAGCCGGACUUAUCCGGCUGGAUGCACGCCACGGGGGACGAACUGUAUCCGGCACUCACCCCCACAACGACGGAGCACCCAGUACCCACACCUGAAGGAGGGGAGGGGGGAAGGGGGGGGCUUCGAGGGGGGAUGGAUGUCAGGGGUUCAGGAGCAGAGGCACAGGAAAGGGAGGAAAUAGAGAGCGAGGGGGGGAGGAGUCCGAAGGAAAGGUUAGCGAUGACAGCGGUCCGAGGUCUCUGAGUCUUUCCAGCGAAUCGGAAGAUUCACAGAAAGGGGCUCCCUUGGUCAGAGCAAGGGGGGUGCAGAGCGGGACACCCCAGGAAGAAGGGGCCAGAGGGGACUCAGAGAGCAGCAGUUGGAAAUCAGGACCAGCGUCCACACCAGAGUGCAGUAGGGGGGGAGGAGUCCCAGGCAUCGGGAUCAGGCGGCGCACUGCCAGUGGGAGGACAUGAGUCAGGAUUGGCCACGCCUCCAUCGGGGAGCGAGGAAACGGUCGAGAGGAAGGUUGAAGGCUGGGCGCGCGCGCAAAGUUCAAAUGUACAGGAGGGCGGCGCAGUUGGCAGCCCGGAUAGGGAGCCAGGUCCCAAAGCCCGCCGAAAGAGGGGAGGAGCCAGGGGGGGUCAGCGUCAGAAGAAUCCAGGAAGGAAGGGACCCCGGGGGGUAGCAGGACCCAGAGGAGAAAGGAGAGACGUAAGAGGUGGAGUAAGGCUAGAAUCUUAAACUGGUGUACAGAGGGCGGAGACUCAGAUGGAGCUUCGCCGAUCUAACCCCUAGACGUAGAGCUGGGGCGCUCCGGCUUGAAAAUGGAAACUGUACUUCAAUAAAGACUUUUGUACAUUACUGCCGGCUAGCGUUGGUCCUCUGUGAGCUGGGACCUGGAGCCAGCUCUGACAUAAACAAAGGGAUUUCUGCUACCGGAUAAUCUCAAACAUAUGGUUUGGGGAGAGACAUAUGGUGUUCUUCAGAUAAAGAACACAUCCUUGUCUUACCCUUGCCUUUAUUAGAAUGGAGUUGGUAAGAUUUACCUUGGGAUUACAUGUAAUAUCUGUUUUUGGUGUUUUUUUUGUUUUUGUUUUUAAAAAGCUGUCCCUAGAGUUAAUCUCUUUUGAAUCAAAAACAGACUUAAGAUAUACAGUAGAGAGAAUAUAGUUUUCCUGUUUGAUGUUAGAAAAUACAGGCUGAAAAAUAUUUCAGCCCUUUGCUUCCUGGCACAGAAACAUGAAUCUUACCAUAUUGGCCCAAAUAUAAGCCACACCCAAAUAUAAGCUGCACCUUUAAAAUUCGGGGGGGGGAGGGGAGAGAGAAUACCCAAAUAUAAGCCGCUCCCUUAAAAUUCUGCGGGCACUCACACCCAUUCUGUUUUACCGUAUGUCUGUUUCAGCAGCGGUAUCAUAAAACCCAAUUUUUGUAGGGUCGCAAAACUUUUCAUGGUCGAAAUUUGGAAAAAAAGUGAGGCUUAUAUUCAGACCAAUACAGUAAUAGUUUUUAUAUAGAAUUCCCUGAUAACCACUGCCAUGUCAUGGAUCACAUCCAUGUCCACAGAGCCCUGUCCACCCAGUGCUUUUUGGAGCCCUGCCUUUCCUGUAUCUAUUUGUUCUAUGAAAUAUUAGGAGGCCAUGGAUCUGAGAUUCUUGCGCAAUGGGGUUGGACCUUUGAGUUGAGGGUAAUGAAGGUUUUUGGAAACACCAUCGGAAAAUCUAGAGGACGUUUAUUUCUUAUCAUUGCCUUUGGUCCAUCCUGGCAGGGAAGUGAUGUGGUCUGUAACUGUGUACUGGGCAGUUUGCAGCUGUAAUUCUUGUAAAAGUUAUGUUUAAUGUGCAUAAAAAGCUAUGUUUGUGUGCCUCGUGUAUGAAACUUAAUAGUUUACAUUUGCAGAGAACUGUAGCAAGUGCAAAAGGCGCAUGCACAAAGCUGUGAAAAAAGGGUGGUGUCAGAGCUGGCUCCAGGUCCCAGCUCACAGAGGACCAACGCUAGCCGGCAGUAAUGUACAAAAGUCUUUAUUGAAGUACAGUUUCCAUUUUCAAGCCGGAGCGCCCCAGCUCUACGUCUAGGGGUUAGAUCGGCGAAGCUCCAUCUGAGUCUCCGCCCCCUGUACACCAGUUUAAGAUUCUAGCCUUACUCCACCUCUUACGUCUCUCCUUUCUCCUCUGGGUCCUGCUACCCCCCGGGGUCCCUUCCUUCCUGGAUUCUUCUGACGCUGACCCCCCUGACGCGGCCCCCUCUUUUCGGCGGGCUUUGGGACCUGGCUCCCUAUCCGGGCUGCCAACUGCGCCGCCCUCCUGUACAGUUGAGCUUGGCGCGCGCCCAGCCUUCAACCUUCCUCUCGACCGUUUCCUCGCUCCCCGAUGGAGGCGUGGCCAAUCCUGACUCAUGUCCUCCCACUGGCAGUGCGCCGCCUGAUCCCGAUGCCUGGGACUCCUCCCCCCUACUGCACUCUGGUGUGGACGCUGGUCCUGAUUUCCAACUGCUGCUCUCUGAGUCCCCUCUGGCCCCUUCUUCCUGGGGUGUCCCCCUCGGCACCCCCUUGCUCUGACCAAGGGAGCCCCUUUCUGUGAAUCUUCCGAUUCGCUGGAAAGACUCAGAGACCUCGGACCGCUGUCAUCGCUAACAUUUCCUUCGGACUCCACCCCUCGCUCUCUAUUUCCUCCCUUUCCUGUGCCUCUGCUCCUGAACCCCUGACAUCCAUCCCCCUCGAAGCCCCCCUUCCCCCUCCCCUCCUUCAGGUGUGGGUACUGGGUGCUCCGUCGUUGUGGGGGUGAGUGCCGGAUACAGUUCGUCCCCCCGUGGCGUGCAUCCAGCCGGAUAAGUCCGGCUCGUCCUCCGUGCUCUCGCCGACCUCAAUUUCCUCUGCUUCCAUCUCUUUGCCGCCGUGCUCGAACCCAAGGUCCGCCCACAACACGUCCAUGUCCGUCUCUCCCCGGUCUCCUCCGGGGACGUUGCCUGCCAAGGACCCCCCAACCACUUCCUGCGCCACUGCUCCUCUGGUUGAUUGUCCCACCAAUAGGAACGGUCUGAGGCAGACCCCGAGGGUGAUCCCUCCGGGGAACGUGUUUCUAGUGCCGGUUCCUCGUCCGAGGUGAACCCCUGGAAUGUGCUAGCUGAAAAUGUGGGUGUGAAAAGCCAGUCGUCGAAAUACUCGGCUGGCAUGGGCCUGUGUGGGAAAAGUGCAUGGAACUCGUCCUUAAGCCAAGAUUCCUCCAGAGCAUAAUCUGGCACCCAACUGUUGGCGCUAGCCGGGUACCUUCCUUGGCGAGGAGGUAUUCCACUCCCUCCUCCCCCAUCUCGAGUCUAAAAUCUCUGUGACUUCGUUGACGGGUUCCCGCCUUGGCGACCCCCUUGUGGGCGUUUCCCUGAACGGGUCUGGUGCCGUUCCUGGCUCCUGAAAUCUAUGAGGUGCUUUGUAGGGCGUGAGCACUGAUCUAUGGAAAACUGGGUGCAUUCUGGAUCCCUCCGGCAGUGUCAACCGGAAGGCCACUGGAUUGACCUGUGCCUCGACUUGGUAGGGUCCUAGCUGCUUAUGCCCUAGCUUCUUCUUCGCUAACGAUCUGGCCGGCACUGCCUGGGCUGCUAACCAAACCCAGUCUCCCACCUGUAUGUCUUCCCCAACCCUUCUGUGCUUGUCAGCCUGCAGUUUGUAUGCGUGCUUUGCUAGUUCUAACUGCCUCCGAAGCUGUUCGUGAACCUCCUGCAACUCUGAUGCUAAGGCUUCCGCUGCCUGUGGCUCCCCUCCCCGCUCUCGCUAAUCCCGGGAAGGUUCUGGGAUGCCUCCCGUUGUUGGCGAAGAACGGUGUCACCCCCGUGGACACGUGCUUCGUGUUGUUGUAGGCGAACUCAGCGAGCGGCAGGUAGUCCACCCAUGUUGCCGGCUGCUGAUUUGCGUAGCAUCGCAGGUACUGCUGCAUGAUGGCGUUGACUCGCUCCGCUUGUCCGUUCGUCUGCGGGUGUCUCGCCGACGCUAGGUUGAUCUUGACGUUCAGGAAACCCAUCAGCUUCUGCCAGAAGUUCGAGAUGAACUGUCGCCCCCGGUCGGACAGGAUAGACCGUGGCAGACCGUGAACCCUGAACACGUGGUCUAUGAACAGUUUGGCGGUCUGUUCCGCCGUGGCCACCUUCGCGCACGGAAUGAAGUGGGCCAUUUUGGUGAACAUGUCCACCACCACUAGCACUGCCGUCUUGCCCCUCGAGCUGGGUAGAUCCGUGACAAAGUCCAGGGCCACCCUCUCCCACGGUUCGAGCGGUGUCUGCAGCGGUUCGAGCAGUCCCGCCGGCGGUUUGUGCACUGACUUGGCCCUUUGGCAGGUGUCGCACCUCGAGACGUAAUCCGCGACUUCCCCCGCAUCUUGGGCCACCAAAAAUCUCUGGCUACUAAUUCUACCGUCUUCUCUUUGCCAAAGUGCCCGGCGGUGGGUGCGUCGUGCAACUGCUGCAGUACUUUCGCGCGGAGGUCGUCUCCCGGUACGUAGAGGGCCCCUCUGCGGAUGAGCAAUCCGUCGCGUAUCUGGAACUCGUCGUCCUCCGCCGUGCCCCUUUGCACCUCUGCCAUCUUUGCUUGCGCGAAGGGGUCCUCCUGCAGUGCUCGACGUACAGCAUCCAGGUCCACGGUUGCUGAAGCGCACGCCCACGCUUUCGGUGCGAAAUGUGCUUGGCCGCUGCUGGUGCCGCCUCCUCGAGGUAUUGCGGCUUUCUGGACAGUGCAUCCGCCAUGAUGUUGUUGUCGCCUGGGAUGUACUCUAUCCUGAAGUCGAAAUCCGCAAAGAACUCCGCCCAUCGUAUGUGCCUCUGGUUCAGGAACCUUGCCGUGCGCCAGUACUCCAGGUUUUUAUGGUCCGUGCGGACCUGCACUGUGUGUUUGGCUCCAAUGAGGAAGUGCCGCCACGCCUUGAAUGCUGCAUGAAUGGCCAGCAACUCCCUGUCCCAGAUGGUGUAGUUCUGCUCUGACUUGCUGAGCUUCCUGGAGUAGAAGGCACACGGUCUCCAGUCCCCAUGCGGGUCUUGCUGCAACAGUACUGCUCCCACGGCUCUGUCUGAGGCGUCCGUUUCAACCCUCAUCGGUCUGCUGGGAUUCACAUGCAGUAGCUGCUCUUCGGACGAGAAGAGACGCUUGAGUUUCUGAAAGGACUGCUCCGCUUGCUCCGUCCAGAUGAACUUCUUCUUCUUGGAGCUGAGCGUGUCGGUAAUGGCCGCCGUCUGCAUCGCGAACCCCUUGAUGAACUUGCGGUAAAAGUUGGCGAAACCGACAAACCGCUGGACCUCCUUCCGAUUGCGCGGGCUCUUCCAGUCCAACACUGAGCGAACCUUGGCGCUGUCCAUGGCGAGCCCCUUGUCCGACAACUUGUAGCCCAGGAAAUCUACCUCCUUCAUGUCGAACUGGCACUUCUCCAGCUUGGCGUACAGCCUGUGCUCCUGCAGUCUCUGCAGAACUUCCUUGACGUCUCCCUCGUGGGUCUCCUCUGAUUCUGAAAAUAUCAGGAUGUCGUCCAGGAAGCAGACGCAUUUCUUGUAGAGGAGACCCGCCAAUACGUGAUGCAUGAAGGCUUGAAAACAGUGGGAGCCAUUUUGUAAUCCAAAGGGCAUAACUCUGUAUUCAUAGGUGCCCAGGGGCGUGAACAUGGCAGUCUUCCAUUCGUCGCCCUCCCGUAUGCGAAUCAGGUUGUACGCCCUCGCAGAUCCAACUUUGUGAAAACGCGUCCUUUCCUCACCGUUGCGAGCAGGUCAUCUAUCUUGGGCAUGGGAAAGGCUGUGGGCUUGGUUUUCGAGUUCAAAAUUCUAUAGUCCACCACAAGCCUUUUUGGGGCGUGUCCUUCUUCUUCACAAAGAAUACAGGACUGCCCCCACUGCCUUCGACUCCUGGAUGAAACCGCGCUUCAAGUUGAGGUCUAUGAACUCCCUGAGUUCCUGCAGCUCGUCUUCAGACAUGGAAUACAGUUUCCCGGUUCGCAGCGUCGCCCUGGCAGGAGGUCAAUCUUGCAGACAUAAGACCUGUGGGGGGUAGCUUGUCCGCUUCCUUCUCGCAGAAAACCUCCAAAAACGCUGCGUACUUGAGUGGCACUGCUUGCAGCGUGCCUAAUUGUAGCUGCGGGUCAUCCUCUUCCCCUUCCGGGCUAGGCAGAAUGCAAUGUUCCGCACAGUAUGAGGAGCCGAAGGUCAGUUGUCGCUGGUACCACGCCAAUGCUGGGCUGUGCCUGUGCAGCCAACUCAUGCCUAAUACUAUAGGCGUGUCCGACAGUUGGGUGACAUUGAAGCUGAUGACUUCUCGGUGAUUCCCAAUUUGCAUCACCAUCGGAGGCGUUUGCUGCACCACCUGCCCCCCCAGCAAUUCCCUGCCAUCCACCGUGACAACUUUCAGAGGCAGCGUGGCUGGCAGGAGUGCUAUGUUGUGCUCUUGAAGGAAAUCCAGUCCUAUGAAGUCUGCGUUACUACCAGAGUCAAUGGUAAUCGGCACUUCCAUAGUGAGUCCAUUGGGUAGUUGGAGCGAUGCUGUGAGCUGCACCACUGGUUUGGGCGGGAGGGGGUCUGUGGGCUGCAAAAUCUCUGGGGACGGCUUCAUUGACUUGUCUGGUUGGGCCCCAGUGCCUCUUCCUCCAACCAGACUCUGUCGUUUCCCUGCUGUGUUUCUUCUGUUACUGUUGCUGAGGCUGCAGUGUGCUUGUGGAGCCUCUGGGGACACUCUUUCGCCAUGUGCUGAGCACUGUCGCAGAUGUAGCACUUCCUGUUCCCUCUAGGAGGCUUCGCUUUGACUGCUCCCGGUGUUAAGGCUCUGGUUGCUGACUGAGCCCUGGCGCUCCAAUCUCCAUCGGUUGCUCUUCCCCUCCUUGCGGAGGUGGGGAUUGCACACGCGCUGCAUCCUUGGGAAAGAGGGGAGGUGCUCUCACUGGCGUACGUCCCCAACGUCCUUCUUCUCUGUUCCAUGGACGUUCUUCCAGACGCACCCCAAUUUGCAGCGCCCGCCGGACAACCUCCUGAGUGCUCUUUGGUCUCUCCCCUCUUGCAAUCUCAUCUUUCACAUUUGCAUUCAAGCCUUCCCAAAAAAGGUCUCUGACUGGGGCAGAAUCCUUCUCCCAUCCCAGCGCAUGGACUAAUGCAAAAAGCGGGAAUGGUACUGCCUUACACUGGCUCUGCCUUGUUUGAGCCCAUGUAUGUCUUUUCUGGCGAUAUCAAUGUCUAUAUUUGAUAAAAACACGAAUCCAUCGCUUUAAUGAAUGCAUCCGCAUUUUGGAGCGCCGGAUCCUUAUCUCUCCACAGAUUGCGCAGCCACGCUUUAGCUUCCCCAUGCAAAUGGGACAAGAUAAACCCCACCUUCUCUUGCUCAUCUCUAAAGUCUUUAUCCAGCAGUUCCAGCGCAAACAGCACGUCUGCUCGGAAGUUAGGGUACUGCUGCAAAUUCCCAUCGAAAUGAGAUACCAGGCUGCCUCCUCUUUCCCCAGCCCAAUCCCCUCUGAUUUGGGUCCCGGUUGCCCCUGCUUAGCAAGCACUUCCAACCUGGCUUGGAGAUCCCUGCAGGCGGCAGCCGCUUCCUCUUCCCUUUUCCUGGAUGCGAGUACCUCCGCGUUGAGUUGUGUCACUGCAUUUUGCAGGGCUGCUAGUUGCUGUUCUGUAGUCAUCUUGCCUGACUUUUGUGAGCUCGCGAAGCACCAAUCUUCUUCCCUCGCUGCGUCCACUCACGUUACGAGGUUUUUGGUGCAAAACUUUUGGAGAUGGAGCUUACUGUCAGAGCUGGCUCCAGGUCCCAGCUCACAGAGGACCAACGCUAGCCGGCAGUAAUGUACAAAAGUCUUUAUUGAAGUACAGUUUCCAUUUUCAAGCCGGAGCGCCCCAGCUCUACGUCUAGGGGUUAGAUCGGCGAAGCUCCAUCUGAGUCUCCGCCCCUGUACACCAGUUUAAGAUUCUAGCCUUACUCCACCUCUUACGUCUCUCCUUUCUCCUCUGGGUCCUGCUACCCCCCGGGGUCCCUUCCUUCCUGGAUUCUUCUGACGCUGACCCCCUGACUCCUCCCCUCUUUUCGGCGGGCUUUGGGACCUGGCUCCCUAUCCGGGCUGCCAACUGCGCCGCCCUCCUGUACAUUUGAACUUGGCGCGCGCGCCCAGCCUUCAACCUUCCUCUCGACCGUUUCCUCGCUCCCCGAUGGAGGCGUGGCCAAUCCUGACUCAUGUCCUCCCACUGGCAGUGCGCCGCCUGAUCCCGAUGCCUGGGACUCCUCCCCUACUGCACUCUGGUGUGGACGCUGGUCCUGAUUUCCAACUGCUGCUCUCUGAGUCCCCUCUGGCCCCUUCUUCCUGGGGUGUCCCCUCGGCACCCCCUUGCUCUGACCAAGGGAGCCCCUUUCUGUGAAUCUUCCGAUUCGCUGGAAAGACUCAGAGACCUCGGACCGCUGUCAUCGCUAACAUUUCCUUCGGACUCCUCCCCCUCGCUCUCUAUUUCCUCCCUUUCCUGUGCCUCUGCUCCUGAACCCCUGACAGGUGGAGUCUUUUUUUCAAUAUUAUGUAAACUGAACCCAUCCCUGGAUCUCUCUCUGAGGCUGCCAGCAUAUUGAAGAAGCAAGUUGCUUAUCUGAAUCUCUCUCUGAGGCCAGAGAGAAUAAGCAAGAACCCUAAAUAAAACUGGGCUGCAUUGCUGGUUUGCUUAACAGCAGCGUAUUGAUUUGUAUUUGCAACUUUUUUUGGUAACAAGCUUCAAGAUAGUUUGCAGAAAACCCUCGAACUCCUUCCUUGGUGCGGAGCUGAGUGAUGCCUCCUCGGCACAAGCUCCAGAGCAGGGGAUUCCACAAAAUCCAGAGGGGGCAUCCCUCGGAACCCCCGUUCUCCGCGGCGGCGCCAGGAAGCCCCGGACCUGGGACUUUGGCAGGGCAGCCCGCGCCCAGGCGCGCCGCCCAAGGCUUGCAAAGGAAGACUAUUCAAGGGCAGCCUUCUUCUUGAUCCCGCUAGCCCCGACUUUUGGAGAGCGUGCGCACGGCAGAGCGGGGCUGGCCCGCGUUAAUAAGCAUGCACACGAUCGGGCUACCCCUCUUUCUCCCAACCUCCCGCAGAGAGGCCGGCAACUCCCACCCCCCCCCCGGCCGCCUGUCUCUCCGCCGGGAAGCGGCCCUGGCAGUCCGAGGGAAGCGCGCGUCCAGGCCAGGCUCGCCUUCGCUCCGAGCAGGCCGAGGCAGGCAGGGCGGGCGGGCGGGGCGCUGCCGCCGCUGUCCUGGGCACAGGAAGCGGAAAGCGCCGCUGCAGCCGCGAGUCGGAGCCUGGAGCUGAGCCGGAGCAGGAGGAGGAGGCUGGCGCGUUGCGCGCUCCGUCCCCCGGGAGCUGCAGGAUGGCGCGGCGGCGGGCGAGAGGUCAGUCGCCUUCUUCCUUCUCCUCCUCCUCCUCCCUCUCCAGGGCGCGGCUUCUCCCACUCCUUCGCCGCCAGCCGGGCGCGAUCCUCCUCGCAGAGCCCGGAGACGCGGGGCUGCUUUCGCCCUCGGCGCGCCCGGAGCCGCCCGGUGCGGGACUUGCGGGGAGACCCUCUCGCCUCUGCCUCCCGGUGCGCAGCUGGGUGAGAAGGGAGCGCGGCAGCCCGGCUCCCCCCGCCGCCCUCAGCCCGGCUGUACUUUCUGGCCCCGGGAGGGAAAGUGCCGGUCUGUGCGCCAGCCUCUCCCUUUCGCGGGAGGAGCAGGCCUGACUGCCGCUUCCCAGGAGCCCGGGGCUGGGGGGGGGGGCCCUGUUCCAAACCGGGGGGAACCGCAGCUUCUGAAUUUGUGUUGCUUGAGCUCUGGGCUAGAACAAGUUGCCAUCCGCUUUGCAGAGGAAAACCCACUGAGCUACUUUUUCUGCUAGCUUGGACGCAUCCUUGCCAUUGCAUCUGGGCAUGGGCUGCUUUUACCUCAUGCUACGGACUGGUGCCAACUCUGGGGGUGCAAGCAGCAUUAGCUGAGGCACCCUGUUUAAUGAGUGGAGAUGUACCCUGAUCUGCCGGGAUCUGUAGGGAGAAGGGCAGCGAUGAGUGCCUUCUGGUUGGGGCACUGUUGCUUGAAAUUGCCUUGGGCACCUCGUGGCAAUGGACCCCCAGCCCCAGGGGCCUUUUGCAAGGCCAGCAGGAAGCAUGCAGGGCUGAGCGUCGCUGCUGCCUUCAAGCUGCAGUGUGCAACACCCACCCACCCUUGUCCACCCUUCCUGGGACAGUUGGGACCCUCUCCUGGAAAGUGAGAGCACUUUCAGGGAGCAGCAUCCAUCUGCUGUUUCUGCUUUCAAGCUGGAAAGGUGGCAGGGGUGGGCAGGCAACAGUUCGGUUGGCUUGGCCAAGGCUAUUCAGCUGCCUUUGCCAUGCAGCUGCCAAACAACUUCCAGCCGUCUUCCCAACUUUGGAAGCUGGGAAGGACAGGGAGCGUGACUAACUGGAUGCUGCUGGCAUGGGAGGUCUCCAGGUUGACACUUCGCGCCACCUUAGCCAGGUUGCUGGCAACCACUUCCUACCCUUGGAGCUUUGGACUUUCAGCAGGGACAAAUGUGUAGUUGCUGAGAUGAUCUCCACCCAGCUCUGCCGCUCCAGAGUUGGGAGGAAUGCUGGCUGCUUGUCGUGCUUACCAGGAGGUGCCACCGCAAGUUGCCAUAGUGAGCCUGGCGAGGGGAAUUGUUGAAGGCUGAUUCCUCCCACAUUCCUUCCUUUACAGGCACAGUUACUGCAAAGUGAAUGGUGUUUUAGGGAGUCAUUAACCAAAAUAGGCUAAUUCCAGGCAAAAGCCUUGAGCAACACCAUAUCCUGGAGGUUGCUUGGAAACUUGGGCAGACGUCUAGUGCUGGUUAUGAUUUGGGAUUGCAAGAUUUCUUGCAGUAAUGCUAGGUACUUUCUAAAGCCGUUGUUUGAUUGUAUGAGUGAGUUCCAUGUAGGAAAUGCAAAAAUAUCAGCAUGAAAAGACAAUGUAAGAAAUCAAUCCACUGCACAAAUACUUAGCUACACUGUGGGUUCUGGGUUAUACACAAGUGUGUCUCAGAAUCUGCUUAGAUAUUAUGCAUAGAAUUAGGUUGCAUGCAACCAGUGAUUCAACAGGUCUUUCCUACAGUAGAGAAAAUAUUCCCUUGAUGAAUGGAAAGUGUGUUGCCCCGUAAAACUCUGGUGUUAAGUAAAAACAAGCUGUUUGAGGCAAGUUCGAAAAUACUGCAUCUAUAAGGUAGCCCUGUGUGCCAAUUUAAUAGUCUCAGUUGAGACAGUUUAGCUGGAAAAGACUGUAAAGCCUUAAGGAAGAAAUCAGUAAUGUUCAAUUUUAUGAAGGGAAUAUCCUUCAAAAACCUCUGAGCUUGUGCUGUUGGGUGCCUUUAGUAAUGUAUUGUUGUGAGUUACAUCUGCCUAAGAAGAAUAUUAUUACACUUUAUUUUCAUUUAUUUGCAUAACUUAUUUACACAGUACCCUUAGUUAAAAGUAAUGUCGUGCUGGUUCACAAAAUAUACAGCUAUAGCACCCAGGGUUUGGGAAGGAAGGUGGAAAAACCUUACAAAUGCCUAGGUGAGUUGAUGUUUUGCCUCUUGCUGUAAAUCUGCUGAAAUAGCUGGUCCCUGAUGGAACUCGGAAGGGAGAUCAUUCCUCAAGGUGGGCGCCAUCACAGCUGCUGUCUGGACCACUUAGGUAAUAAACUAAAUUGGGCAUCAUCAAGAUGAAGCUUGUCUCGUUUUACCAGCUGACUACAGAAAUGGUGGUAGAAGAGAUACCUAGGUCCAUUUCAUUCAAAAGCUUAUAACAGAAACAGCUCCAGAGAGGUUGAUAUGUUAGUCUGUUAAAGCAAUCAGGGGGAAAAUGUCUUGUGUGACUUCAAAGACCAACUGAAAAUUUAUUGUGCCAUAAGCUUUCAUAGAGAAGAGCGAUUCAGCUCUAGUGCUCAGUGUUUAAUUUUUGAGGGUGUAAAGCAGUUCUGCUUUUCAGCAGAGGGCAGCAGCUGCAGGAUAGUCCCGCAUUACACACACAAGUUGCAGAUGGAUGUUAAUAAUUGGUGGCAAAACACACUCAGGUUUGGUUAGGGUGCUUUUGCGUACAGAAUAGAGACUGGAAUAAGCAGAGCAAACACUUUUUUCAGAAGUUCUUUAUGAAAGCACUAAUAUUAACAAUGUUAGAAUCUUAAGCAACAUUAAUGCAUCUGAUGUCCAUGAAACCUUAUAGUAACAGUGCAGUCCUUUACUCAGAAAUAGAAUCAUAGAAUUGUAGAUUUGGAAGGUAGGCAAAGGGUCAUCCAGUCUAACCCUCUGCAAUGCAGGAAUCAAGAUACUAGAUACUUUAGUUCACGUACUGCUUCUUUGCUGAGUGAAUUGCAGGUGACCACCCAGUGUGAGAAUAAGCAGCACUUGAACCCAUGGCCUUCAGAGAUGCUGGCAAGCUCUUUAACCGCCAGACCACUUUGCCUCUCAUAGUUUUCACUAUAUUCAUUGACACCAAAUGUCACAAGAUUAUUUGUUGUUCUAAUAAAUAUUUGUAAUGCUUCCCAACCAAUUUAACUCCUAAACUUUAUAUUUUUAGAUUUUUAGUUAAGCUUCCAGCUUCCCUCUCCAAUGCAGACCAAGGUGAUUUCAGCGCUUUCUGUCAUUGCCUACACUGAAUCAUAUAUUGGCUUAAUAAACUAAGAUAUGAAUGAGCCUUUUGCUUCUUACAUGUAGCUCCUUUGCCCCUCCCUUUGCGAUGUGAGCUGUCAAGUCAGGAAGCGUCAAAGAACUAUAGUUUCCCAUUUAAUCUGAACCGGGGGACUGCGGUUACCAGCCAUGAAACAAGGCAAGAUAUAGAACCAAAUUUAAACCAUGGUUUACAGUGCAAUUAUAUAUGAUAAGCAACUUAGCUCAGUUGGUUAGAGCAUGGUGCAGACGUGUUCACUCAAAAGUAAGUCUCACUGAGUUGAGUAGAGCUUACUCCCAGAAUAGCGAGUCUCGGAUAAUAGCCUGGCUUGUUCCAAAUCAUGCUUCAGACAAAAUGGUAAUUAUGGCUAAUUAUAGACUUCUUGUUUUGAUUGUUCAUGACACAAAGAGAGGACCAAAAGAGCUAUUUGCAUGGGCAGAAGUCUUGUUGGUUCGUAUCUCAGCUUACUGAGCAGAGAUGAUUAUCCAAACCAUUGUGGUCUGGUUCACACAGAAUGCUGGUUCAGAGAUGGUUUAGGUUGACAUGCAUAGACCACAGUGAACCUUAAAUUAGUUUGGCAUUUUACUUGUAGUUCUACCAGGUGAUCAAUAAGAAAGGCUUUGCUGCAUUGCCUUGGCAGGUCCUGAGUGAUACAGCAGGGUUGUGUUUUGAUUAGUGUCUCCAGAGUCCUGGCUGCAGCAUUCUGAUAACAGACCCUUCUCUUGGUUGUGACCCUCACUCUAAAUGUAUCCUGACUUUAUACUGUCUCAGUGAUAUUUUUUUAAAACAAGUUUAUCCACCUUGUAUGCAGUUUCUUUGCCCGCUACAUGGUCAUUUCAUUUUUUGGUCUUAUUUUAUGUAUGGGCCAUUGUAAAACACAACCUUCCUUCAGUCGUCUCCCCCCCUUCAGUCAUCUUUUGAACACAUUAAACAAAACCAAAAGCUUUCGAAAAUCGCAAUGAUUACUUCCUAAAUUCAGAUACUGCCCUUCCAGUGUGCAAGGUAAAAAUCACCAAUCCAAGAUUAAGAAAAUGCACAAGAGAAACCUCAAAUUGAACAACAGCAUGUUGCAUGGUAUAGUGCUAUACUGAUCAGAGUUCAGCAGAUCUAGGUGUGACUUCAUCCUCUUUAUUCAUAUGUUCAGAUAGUUAAGGGCCAAAUUGCAUGGAAACUUCAGCAGAUGUAACAAUCGUCCUCUCAUCGUGAGAAAAAAGUCUGAGAAAUUCUACCUGGACGGCAUUUUCAAGCCCGUUUCCCGGCUCUGUCUGGGAAAAUCCAGACAUAUGGCAGCCCUAUUUUCAACACACAACUAUUAAAGGCACCCCAGGUUCAGAGUGUUUGAAUAUUAAUCCCCAAAAGCAGGAAAAGCACCACUGCAGGAGAACCUAGUAUUUGUUUGUGUUUAAUAGUCCAUCUCAUUAUUAAUAUUUACUUUCCUAGGUUUAUGUUGAAGAUGCUUCCCUAGAACUGAAGACUGAAAUUACUGUUCUCAAAAUUUUGGGCGGAUUAUCGAAAAUCGGAGUCAACCACCAAAACGCUUUCUUCGGACUUAGUGGCCUGCUUGGGUGCCUUUGUCUUCUGUUCCCCGGCUUCUCUUCCACCAUGGAUACUGAGUCAACCUACUCUGGAUAUUCCCACUAUUCAGGUCACUCCAAAAAGGCCCAGAGACAAGGGUAUGAAUACUUUUAUCGCAGAUCUGGUCUAGAAUCUGCCUUCUUCCUUCAGUUGUGUAAUGAAACUUUUGUACUGCUUGACACUUGUUUGUCUUGGUGAAUGCUCCAGCACAAAUCCACAAAAAGAGCGCACGGUCUAUGAGAGAGCCCUGAAUGCUUUCUUUGCUUAUUGUGUCUCUGGUUCCACACAGGACUGGAAUGGGGAUAGCUGUGGCCCUUCAGAUGUUCUUGGGAGUCCAGCAUCCAUCAGUACCAGCCAGCAUGGCCAAUGGUCCGGGUAAUGAGAAUUAUAGUCCAGCAAAAUCUGAAGGGCCGCAGGUUCCCCACCCGUGAUAUAGGGGAUAGGAUGUUGCCUUUUCAUUAUAAUGCUUUUGACCCACAUAGUCAGGAUACCUCAUUCCCUUUGCCAUCUUCCAUCAUAUUGCCACUUUCUGCAAUACCUAAGGCCCCAGCUACACAAUUCCCAGAGUUCCCUAGGAAGAGGGAUUGACUGUUAGUGGAAUUAGGUAUCCCCUUAAGGUUGUGGCCCUGCAUUUGCUGUAGCAGCAGAACCACUGCAAAACAUUGCCCCCUGCUCCCAACUCAGUCUCCUCAGACAAAUACCAUGGUGAGAGGGAUUCAAAGGUACCGAGAGAUCAAGGCGAACCAACAGAGGCUUAUUACCCCUCUCCUUUUCCCAGCAUAGGUCAUUAUGCAAGUGACCAAGGCUGUCUCAUUGCCAAAAGUAGGCCUGAAUCUCACUUGUAACAGAGCUAGAAAAGUUUCCUCCUCCAAGGGUGCCUGGAGUUGUCUUAUAAAUAUUCCCUUUUUAAAAUUAUAUUUUAUUCCAUUUCACCAUUUUAAACAAUUUUGUAUUUUCCCUUAUUUUUGUCGACUUCCUAUCCCAUUUCCCAAGAAGUUGUUGUUUCUCCCCUUCUGUUGCAUCCUGUAUUCUAUAAUCAGAUCAUAACCACAAUAUUAUAAUCUAAUUACUUCUGCUGCUCAUAGCUCAAAUCCUGCUCAUGAGUUCAUCAUGCUGUAAUCUUUGUUUAAAUAGUCCAAAAAGGCAUCCGUUCUUCCAUAAGGCCUAUAAAUCUUCCUGUUUGCUGCAGAAGUUUGAAGUAGCCCAGUAGUUCCCAGUUAGGGGUCCGGGGACCCUGGGGGUCUGUGGAAUGCACCCAGGGGGGUCUGCGGCCCCAUCCCUUGUCUCCCCCCAACUGAUUUUUUGUCAUUUUUUGCAUGGUGUCAGGGCUGCCUGACACAUGGUAAUAUCAAAUUUUUAUGUUUGUUUUAGCACUGUUUAUGUCUGUUUUGGCACUGUUCAAUUUUUCAAUAUAUUGGCCAAAAUCGGUUUUGAAAUCGCACUGCGCUAACAAUUUUGACCUGGCAAUACGCAGCAAUAUAUCACUUCUCACACAAGGAAGAGCAGGGCAGCUGAUUUCAAGGCACUGCCGAUGUCACACAAUGUUCUCAGCACGCUGCUGAUCUGAGCUGCCUUCCCUCACGCUGACGGAGAACAGGGCAGCUGAUCGCCCUCACUUCAAGGCCCUGGCACUGGCAGCUUUCCUUCGUCAGCCCCUAAUAAGGAAACAGAUUAGGGAUGCGCGACAUCUGGUUUUCAACAUCGUGCUAUAUCAGCAGCUAAACAUCGUGAUAUUCUGCUGCAUCGCUGGACAUAUAUACAGUGGAUGUUCGGGUUGCGAAUGUGAUCCAGGCGGGAUGCACGUCCGCAACCCGCAGCGUCCGCAACCUCAGCGGCGUGUCUGCGCAUGCGCGGGUUGCAAUUUGGCGCUUCUGCACAUGCACAAAGUGUGAUUUAGCGCUUUUGCGCAUGUGCGACCACCAAAACCCAGAAGUAACCCAUUCCGGUACUUCCGGUACUGCCAAGGUAACUACCAUAGAGUUAGCAAAAUUUUCAAAAAGUUUGGGGGGGAGUGUCCGUGGCUUGGCUUUUGAAAAAUCGGGGGUCCUCAGUAAUUAGCUAACUGGGAACCACAGACGUAGCAUAAUUCCCUGCCCCAGAUUUUCUAUAAAACGUAUUUCCAAUGGGGCUUGCUGUAACUGGUGCUUGUUGGUUUGAGUGAUUCCUUUUAAAGUCCGUUUGAAGUUUGCAGAGGAAGAAACCGCUCUGUUUUCAGCAAGUGGUUUGAAUUCAAUCGGAUUCCUGUAAAACUGGCUUCAGCGGCCCAUCGGCUGAUCUGUGCUUAGAACAUGCCCCUUUGGAGACAGGCUUCCAGCCCCAGUGGGGGUCCCUGUAAGGAACAUUCCUGAUAGCCCCUUCGUAGACGCCUCUGUAGCUUCCCCACGGCUGACGUCACAUAGAACGUUAGGAGUGCGGCAAUUGGACAUGGUGUGGCCUUGCAGGCCAAACUGGGACUUGUGCCAGGUUUAAUUAAGCUUGUCCAGUCCACACUACAUCUAACAAUUUGUGGGGCUGGGAAAUCCCAGAAGUGUCAUUCUUUCAAGUGGUGUCCGUUAUCAAUGCAUAUCAAAAUGACUAUGUAUUAUAAAACAACUAUUUAAACAAAUUUUUCAGUCACAUGUCCAACUUACCACAUAAAAACAAGAUUCCAAAGAAUCUCUUGGACUUCCCUCCUCCCCUUUGUGGGUCCUAUUGUUAAUCAUUUCCUCCUGCAUCUUUUAUGAUAAUCCAACUUCUUUUACCUCUCCAUUAUGUCUAAAAUUCACCAUUAAACUACAAGUGGUAUUCCAAUCCUACUAAUGAUUUUAACUGUUUACAAUGGUUUUUAAGAUAAGUUACAAAUUUUCCCCAUUCCUUAUUAAAUUUUUGGUCUUCCUGAUUUCUGAUGCUUCCGGUCAUUUUGGCGUAAUCCAUCAACUUGAUCUGCCAUUCUUCUCUGCUAGGAGAUUUAUCGUCUUUCCAUCUCUAAACAAGCUUUUUUUCAACUCCUCACUCUCUCUGAUCCACCUGGUCUCUCUCUAUACUUUUUGUGCAGAAUCACUUCCCAAUGGCUUUUCUCGUAAUCUGCGCCCUUCUCUCCAUUUCACUAAGUUUCUCUCCCUACUCUCUUACUUGGUUCCAUGUCCAUUGAUCCAUUUUUCCUUUUUCAACUUUGACAAAAGAAAAAAAAAAAUGACAGUUAACUAUAUAGUUUCAGAAGUCCAUAGGCCCCCUUGAAUUUAGACAUAGUCUCUCAGGGGAUGGGGUUUCUGUGCUACUUGACUUGCCUGAGUCUUUAUCUGUUUUACUACAGGAGACGUAAUUCUUUACAGGUGGGUAACAAGAUACUUGUUUCAAGUGGUGUUGAUUAUCAUUAAGGAUCGAGCAGGAGUAUUCUGAAACAAAUAAUUUUCUUUUCUGCCAACUCUCUCUGACCCUCCUCUCUCUUUACCUUUUGUGCAGAAUCACUUCCCAGUAGCUGUUCCCUUAACUUGUACCUUCCCUCUCUGUCACUUCAGUUUCUCUCUUUGAGUGCUGUCCUAACUCUCUUACUUUGUUCCCCAUCCCUUGAAACAAUAAUCUCUACCAAGCAGUGGCAUAGCAUGGGGGGGCUGAGGGGGCCAUUGCCCUAGGCCCAGUUUAUUUUGGGGGGGAAGGGCACAUCAUGGCGCCUUGCCGUGUCUCGAGCUGUUGUGUCCUUGAAGCAACAGGCGUACAGCCCGGCCCCUGCGAACCCAGCACUGCUUUUGCGAGCGGCGCUGCUUGCAGGGAGGGCACCAUGAGCUAUUGUGUUCUUUUCGCGGCUCCCUCCAGCUGGGAAGGGGAGCUGAGAAGAAUGCCCAGCAUCAUUUUUGUGACUCUUGCAAAACAACGCUGGACUCACGGGGCGCCUUCAGUGUGUCUGUUUUGCAGCACUGGGCAGGGCAGGGGUCGCUCUGGUGGCAUGCCCUGCCCCCAUAGCCCUCCCCACCCACGGCACAUUUUUUUGAGGGGGCACAAUGCCCCCACACCCUUCCCCACGCCCCUGCCUGUCCCUGGUGGCAAUCAGGGAUGCAGUGCCCCUGCUACCAAGAAAACGCCCUAACCCUGAGCCUUGCUCGGAAGAAAUGUUAAAAGGAAAAUACAUAUCCUUUGAAAUGUAAGCUACCAAAUAACGCAGUACACAGACACCAUCAGUCAAAAGAUCUGAAUUUGUAUUGGCCAUCAUUAUAUACCCGGAAUAAGUGUUCUGGAAUCUGUUCCUUCAGUGCUAGAGAGGAACACUUUCUUGCUUCUUCUUUCUUGCCCCAUGGUUAACUGCUAGUCACAGGGAUGCCCAAGUGAGGAAGAUAAAUUAAGUCAACAGCUGCUUUCGGUAAGUUACUGGCCAAAGCCAUAGGCAAUCAAGUAAAUGUUGGACUUGUAGGGUAUUAGCUAUUCUGCCUAAUACUAAGGCUUCAGUAUCUGAAGAAGUGGGCAUACACACGAAAGCUCGUACCAAUAACAAACUUAGUUGGUCUCUAAGGUGCUACUGGAAGGAAUUUUUUUAUUUUGUUUCAAAAAAGGCCUCAGGCAGUUCUGAGGGAGGGAAAAGUUACUUUGUCAUACGUAAAUUUGUCAGCUCAAGAAACUAAAGAAAAGUUUUUUAAAAGAAAUGAAAUUAUACCAUUGAAAUGCUGCGCUUUCCCCAGAUUGACAGCCCCAGUGCAGUACAACUUACUGCCCGACCAGAAGUUCUCUGUCUUGGAUAUGUUUUGAACCUUGGACAAGAGAGAAAUUUAAGAUCUGGCUGCCAGCGAUGGUUAGCGUAUGUGUGGGUUGGUGCGAGAUUCCAGUUCUGUACAGAUGGGAGAAUUUGAGCCUGCCAAGACUCUCAUCCUGCUGCGGCUUCUCUUGUGGGGUGUGUGUGUGUUUGUGUAUAUAGACUCCUAAGUGAGAGCUGUCAACCAGAUUCCAGAAUAUUUGAAGGGCUUGCCAUGCAAUGUCCUCAGAAGUGCUUGUUGGAGGCAGCAGAUUAUGGCUGACCUGUUGCCAGUGAGGUCACCAAAGGUUAAUGAAAUAAGAUCUCCUCAGAUCUUCCUUACUGAGGUGAUACUUCACAGCAAUGCUAUACUGCACUUCCCUCAAAAUCUUCUUAAACCUCCUGAGGAAUUGGGUGGCUCUGCAACGUGGCCCUUUCUCUUCUUGGGAACACUUGAAAAGCCUUUGCAGGCCAAUUUAUUUUAUUUCAUUGACAUUUGUGUGUGUGUGUGUAUGCAGUGCUAUUUCUCUAGAAAAAGAGGUGCCGGAACUCACCAUGAACUCAUUCUCUUAGAAUAUCAAGAGGUACUGGAACUGAGUUCUGACAAGUUCUGUCUGAAAAAAUGCCCUGUGUAUGUCUGCUUUUAUACUGUUCAUUGAAGGACAGAACAAUCAGCAUGUGAAACAUUUUCUCCUUUUUAUUUUUUAAAUGGAAAAAGAAGUCGGGACAGGCACAAAUCACCACGAAGUAAAGAUGGAAGCCGAUCAGAGAAAUCUGUUACCAUUCAAGCGCCAACAGCAGAGCCAUUGCUGGGGAAUGAUUCUUCUCGGGCAGAAGAAGCUCAGGUAAGGAGUGAGGAAGGUGAGCAGCAGAAUAUGGGCUGCAGGUGCAGGAUUUUGUGGGCAGUGAAUAUCUUGGCACCUUGCUAUUAUUACUGUUGCUGUAAAUGUGUUUUUCAGGCUAAUGUCAUUUCAGGUGUGGCAGCAAUAUGCUUAGAGUAACUCUUGAUUUUGAUGCUGACAUGCUCCUGAUAUGACAUUUUUAUGGCAAAGGCUGUCACAGAAUUGCCUUGGAAGCUUUAGAAGCUAUCAGCUGAUCAUGCCUACCUUCAAAGGUUGCAGACUGGGAAUAUUUAAAUGUGCCUAAAUGCUUUUGACCAGUGAUCCAGUGUCCGGUUGUAAUCUGAGUUAUUCUUGACACAGGAUGCUGCACUAUAAAUAGCACAUAUUUGAAAAAUAUUUUUCAACUGAUAUGUCUGGGUGGACUGACUGCUAAUGGCUUCCAUAGGAUCUGAUGCUUUCUGACUGCAAACAAAAAUAGCACAACUCAUUUCUCCUGUACCGCUCACUAGAGACUUCAGAACUCAUUCACAUUCUCUCUCUGUCUCUCUCUUUCUCUCUUACACACACUCUUCUGCCUUGUUGCAGUAAUCUCUGGUGAGGCCCACUUGGAUGGGAAUCUUGUUAUUUGAAUCUAACAGAUGUUCAGUUUCUUUGCCACUCCUGGUAAACCUGACUUUUAAACAAAAAAGCCAACCAGGCCCUUAGGAGAGUAGUCAAACAACCAAAUGUGUCUUGGACCUGACAGCCAAGGUAAUUCAGUUCAGAGUUGGACAUGCAUUUGAGAGAUUGCCUCACCUCUGCCUCAGACUGCCUUGAACUUGCCUUGGGCGAGUCUUUUGCCAUCUUUAAAAAUAAGACUUCCAAUGGCUUGCCUUAAAGAAAAUGUGCUUUUCAGUUUUGGAAGGGCUGUGGAAAAGUUUACCAAUAUGCAAGAUUCACCUUGCAUAUGGUACCUUGCAAAAGUUCCCUAAUCCAAAAAUGUUUUGCAAAUUGCUGAAGGGCAAAGGGGAAGCAGUGGCUGGCUUAUUGCCAUCUUUCUGUGUAGUUUCAUUGGCCUUUGGCUAAGAUGACGUGGGGAGAAAGAUCUACCAAUUAUAUGUACCAUUGGAAGUUUACUGCAAUUUGCAGAGCACUGGAGUAAGCGAAAGACCUUUGGCAAUCUAAUUUCCUAAAUGGCAGCUCUAUUUCAGAUCCAUACUUGUCAGACCAAAUGUCUUGACACCUAGAACAGGAGUACAUGGGCACAGCGCAACAUUGGUGAUGAUACCUGACACUAUAUUUGGUAAACAUUGCAAGAUAAAAAGCUUCUGCCACUGGCUACUUGUUAUGUCUACAGUGGCAAAGGAAACUUCCCAGGGAGUAGAGUGUUGGAUGAUCCAGGUUUAAAUCCUCAGCCAUGAAAAUCCUUAGGGAUGUUGAUUAGCCCAAAGCUAAUUAUGCCCUAUCUCAGAACUAGCUGAUAUGAUAAAAUGGAUGAGGGACCGAAACAAUGGCAGCGUUUGCACAUCCUAAAAAACUAGACUGUCUAUGAAUAAGUCUGAUGACUCCUUCCCUGGAGAGAAUGGAAUAAACAAACAGAACUCUUGGAUUCCCAUUUUGUGGCUCCCUAAGCCACAAACUUGAGCCAUAGUUUGGUGUUGACUUGUUGAUCAUGGCUUGUUGGGGAGCAGCAAACCAUGGUCCAUGGUUCAGAUGUAAUGGGAGGCCAAGACUUCCUGGUUUGUGUAUCCUGCUCACACUACAGGAGGAACAAAGUACUGUAUGAGCUAUCAGGCAAUGUGUGCUCUGCUUGCUCUUAGUAAAAAGGUAAAGGGACCCCUGACCAUUAGGUCCAGUCGUGGCCGACUCUGGGGUUGCGACCCUCAUCUCAUUUAUUGGCCAAGGGAGCCAGCGUACAGCUUCCGGGUCUUGUGGCCAGCAUGACUAAGCCGCUUCUGGCGAACCAGAGCAGCGCACGGAAAUGCCAUUUACCUUCCUGCCAGAGCGGUACCUAUUUAUCUACUUGCACUUUGACAUGCUUUCGAACUGCUAGGUUGGCAGGAGCAGGGAGCGAGCAACGGGGAUUCGAACCGCCGACCUUCUGAUCGGCAAGUCCUAGGCUCUGUGGUUUAACCCACAGCGCCACCCGCGUCCCUUCUUAGUAAACCAUGCUAAACCCAAAAGAUUGGCUUUAUUGUGAUGUGCAAACAUGUAUGUUCUCCUAGGAGGAAUGCAGGAAUAAUUAUUUUUAACAAUAGUGUAUAAUGAUGACAUCUCACAGGUUUUUUUUGGUAAUUAGUGUAUUAGGCCUAUUACAGUGGUACCUCGGGUUACAGAUGCUUCAGGUUCCAGACACUUCAGGUUACAGACUCUGCUAACCCACAAAUAGUACCUCGGGUUAAGAACUUUGCUUCAGGAUGAGAACAGAAAUCGUGCGACGGCAGCGGGAAGCCCCAUUAGCUAAAGUGGUACCUCAGGUCAAGAACAGUUUCAGGUUAAGAACGGACCUCCGGAACGAAUUAAGUUCUUAACCCGAGGUACUACUGUAAUUGUUCUUCCUCGUAACAAUAUCUUUUAACUAUGUGACUCGUCAACUGACCAAAUCUUUUUUGACCACUUAGAUGUCAAGUAUAACUACUGAGGGAUGAGUAACUGGCUGAGAUGUUUCCCCCCAUUUUAAAGUGAAGUAUGCUCUUCACAAAAGUAAAGCUAACAGUGAGAGUAUGGGAGGGAAGCUGUGUGGUUUACUGUUAUCCCAGGUGGCUAUGAGGACAGUCAACUGAGGAAAUCGGGAAACAUCCUAUGGAAAGGCUUUUGCCUAUUUCUCCAGGGCAUCCUAUUCAGCGUGGGGAAGCCAUAAAUGCAGAGGGCAUAGCUUGCUCUGGUCUCUUGUCAGCUGUGUGGGUUCAUCUUGACUGGGGAAUUGGAGGCCCUGAACUAGCCCUCUACGCCUGCAAAACGAGGGCCAUCUGAAAGUGUCCUGACUAUAGGAGUUGCUUAUGAACGUGUUCUCUUCUUUUCUGCUUAGGAUGACAACUGGGGUGAGACCACAACUGCCAUCACAGGUACCUCUGAACAUAGCAUGUCCCAGGAGGACAUUUCCAGGAUCAGCAAGGACUUGGAGGACAGCGUUGGCGUAGAGUGCAAGCGCUAUUUUCUCUUGACAUUGGCUGCUGUUCUGGGACUCCUUGUCUUCCUCACCCCUGUUGCCUUCAUUCUGCUCCCGCAGAUCCUGCGGAGGACUGAGUUAGAGCCAUGUGGCACUGCUUGUGAGGGACUCUUCAUCUCUGUGGCUUUCAAACUCCUCAUCCUCUUGAUUGGCACCUGGGCUCUCUUCUUCCGCCAGCCCAAGGCUGACCUCCCCAGGGUGUUUGUCUUUCGCACCCUCAUUUUGGUCCUCUUAUUUCUGCUGGUGUUUUCUUACUGGCUCUUUUAUGGCGUCCGCAUUUUGGAAUCCAAGGACAUCAACUACCAGGGGAUUGUACAGUUUGCUGUGUCGCUGGUGGACGCUCUUCUUUUUGUCCACUAUCUCGCCAUUGUAGUGCUGGAACUGAGGCAGCUGCAACCAAUGUUCACGGUCAAGGUGGUUCGAUCGACAGACGGAGAAUCACGCUAUUAUAGCCUGGGACACUUGAGGUAGGUCAAAGCAGAUUUGGGAAGCCAGAGCAGCAAUUUGCAUUUAAUCUCUGCUUCCUGCUUUAUUUUUUAAAGGUGGAGGUUUUUUUAUUUAAUAGAUACAAAACUUAAACUGAAGCCAGAAGAGAAACAGAAUUCAUCAAGCUGGAUGAAUCUCCCCUUUUUAAUUUUGGUCUUUAGCUCAAUUUCUGCAGCCCAUUUACAUGUACAGUCAUACCUCGGAAGUCGAAUGGAAUCAGUUCCGGAAGUCCGUUCAACUUCCAAAAUAUUCGGAAACCAACGCACAGCUUCCGAUUGGCUGCAGGAAGCUCCUGCAGCCAAUCGAAAGCAGCAGAAGUUGCAUCGGACGUUCGGGUUCCAAAGAACGUUUGCAAAUUGGAACACUCACUUCCAGGUUUGCGGCGUUUGGGAGCCAAAACGUUCAACUUGCAAGGCGUUCGGGAUCCAAGAUACGACUGUAGUUCCUUCACAAGUUUUGCUGGUGUUUGUUGAAAACAGCUUCAGCUUGUUUUAAGUUGUGUAAGAACCCCAUUUUUAGGCUCCCCACCUUGCCUCUGUGUGGGAUCUAGCCCUGGUCACAGAUUUGCGUCUGUGUGUGGGAUUAAAUGCAUGUAGCAGGAGUAGGACUGGACCUCCUGGCCCUGCCCCCCACGUCAUGAACCCCCUAGCUGCAUAGUGGCCCAUGCAUAUAGCACCAAUGUCCGAAAAAAGAGAGCCCUUCCCUCAUUGGUUUCCAUGCAGUUUGGGACUACCUACUGCACAAGCUCUUUCUUCCUUCUCUGGUGGGGGCAGGAUACCCUUGAAAGCACUGGGCAGCCUCUUACCUGAGAACUUUGAAAGUGUGGUUGUCGGCUGUCUCUCUCACUCUCAGCCAGCACUGCAAACAAGGUGGCAUUAGGUGGUGAAGUUCUCUGUUCUUUAGAGUUUCGCAGCUGUACAAUCUAAAGGUAGUAAAGGAGGUGUGGCAGCAACAUGGAGCUGCAACCCGAUGGUGCUGCUUAGUAAGCAUGCAGGGGUAGAAGCUUAAUAUCUGUUCUGAAUGGAAGGCGCACCAGUUGGUGAGGAACAAAAAUGCCAUGUUCUGUCAGUUUGGUUAGAUCAGGAAGGGAACAGUAGGCUUUCCAGAGGUUGGAUUCCAUCUCCCUUCAGCCCCAGCUUAGAGUCCAAAAACAUCUGGAGGAAGAGCCCCAUGUCACUGGACAGCAGCUGUGGUGUUGAAUGUUUGAAUACUCACCUGGAUAAAAUGCUGUCUCCAUAUCCAAAGCCUGGCAUGUUGAGGAAAAGGUUAACCUAGAACCUUCUCUGUGAUUUUGUGUGUGUUAUGUUUUAGCACUGUUUUAUUGCAUUUUGUUCCUAUGUUUUACACACACACACACCCCACACACAGGGUUUACAUAUAACAGUUCUUAACAGCUUUGGACUUCUGGGCUCCCCCCCCCCAUAUUAAGACAUGAUCUGCAGAUUAUGCUGAUUACAUACCUGGACUGUACCAUUUCAGAUUGUAGGAUGUAUGGGGUUAAGCAUCCCAUGUAAAAUAUUUUAUUUAUGUAGUAAACUAGCACAUUAGAACGAGUGCUAUACUUGUAGCCCUUGCUGUGAUGUGUUCAGUUUAUUACAUCUGGGAAGUCUAUACAUGAGGAAACACUCAGAAAGUUGUCUUCCCCCAAGCUCGCACACAUGCCAUCUGAAAUGGAAUUGCCCAAAUUCUGCCGCCACACUUCGUGCAGUAAUAUGUAACAUCAGCAUUUAGAUGAACCUGUUUAAACGAAAAGCAAAAAACUGGCAAAGGAUGAAUCAGUCUAAACUCUGGGUGGCUACCAUACCAGCUGGGGUGAAAUUGAGCUGAAGCUGUGCUUUUUUUUGUGUGUGUCCUCGUUUUCUUCUCUAUCCCCCCCAAAGUGGGUUGCUCCAGAGAAGCACAUCAGGUGUCGAGAGGCAUAGUAAGGCUUGAAUCAGAUUUGCUGUAGCUCAGCAGUUUGAAAUCAUAAGCUGCAGUUGGCAAUGGGGAACAAAAGGGACAGAGGGAAAAUCUCAUUCUUUGAAUGAGCAAUGGAGGGUGUUGUAAUAAGAGGUUGCAUGAAACGUAAAAUUGCAUUUGGCUUCAGAACAUUUUCACACAAGGUUUUUCAGGUAUACACCGAAAACCACGUAACAGGCACAUGUAUAAUCCAAGUACACAUGAGCGAGCCAGGAUUGGCUGCAGUUUUCUGUUGUCUGUACGUUUGCCGACAAACCUGUCUAUGCCUCUACUUAUUCUGGACUAUUACUUUGGUACAUUACCAACCUUCAAGAGGGUGUACCUUUGUUUUCUAGUCUUUCAAUCCGUCAUUUUCUCCUCUGCCCGUUGUCCAUUCAUGAUAGUCUAGAUGCCUCAGAGGAAUAAUGGGUUAGAGAGAUGCACAGUAUAUUUGUCUGUAAACACGAAUGACAAAAGUUCCCUUCAGGUAUUACUGUCUUGGAAACUGGGCUGUGUGCUUAAGCCCUGACCCAGAGGUACACAUUACAGUGGUACCUCGGGUUACAAACGCUUCAGGUUACAUACUCUUCAGGUUACAGACUCCGCUAACCCAGAAAUAGUGCUUCAGGUUAAGAACUUUGCUUCAGGAUAAGAACAGAAAUUGGGCUCCGGCGGCGCGGCAGCAGCAGAAGGCCCCAUUAGCUAAAGUGGUCUUCAGGUUAAGAACAGUUUCAGGUUAAGAACGAACCUCUGGAACGAAUUAAGUACUUAACCCAAGGUACCACUGUAGUGUCUCAGCCCCUCACACGAUGAGAGUGGUGUGCCUUUUGUGUCUAUGAAGGCUUCCAAUACAAUUGAGAACCUUAAUCUUGUGAGGUUCUCAAUUAAGUGGGCUAAAUGCGUGGCCCCACUGUGCUUCUGUUGCCUCUUCAGGUCAGUAAUUCCUGAAAAGAGCUACGCUUUCAGGCAGUGUAUGAAAUUCCCCAGGUGCCAUGCACGGGUCCAAUUGCACCUGUGUGGAAAUUUUUGGGCACCAGGUUGCAACUGACAUCUCCGUCAAGCCAGCAAAAGACACACGCCUGGGUGUCCUCCCUCAAUACAUCAAGGAAAGUAAGUGCAGGGCUGAGUACAGAUCUAUUUCACUGUGCUGUAGCCUUUCCACAGGCCGCCCAAACGGAACUCACAGACCACAAUUUACAAACCUCUACCUUAGUCCAUCGUUAAUACCAUUUCCCCUGUGUGUGUUUCUCCGCCUUGCACACUGACAAGUGAAUUGCUGUAAGAGCAAGCUGCAGUCAGGCAGUGUAGUUACCGGUAAGAUCCUAGAAUCGUUGCAUUGGGAGGACCCCAGGGCCAUCUAGUCAGCCCCCAAGCAGAUAGACAUUGCUUUGUGGCAGCCGCAGCCGAGGUAUAAAGUUGCAUUGGGCACCUAGCUUAUAUAUCUGAGUUUCUAAUUCUGCUCUCAAGGUGCCUGUGGAAUGCUGUGGCUUGGUGCCACUUUCUUGAUUCCUUGGAAGGGACAUGAGAUUGCUGAGAAUGUGAAGCAUUUCUUGUUGGUUCUCUUAGGGUGGCUGCUGUUUGGUCUUCACUUUGUAUUUGUUGUACAUUGCUGGAUCUCUCUAGUACAGGAAUCCCCACCAGGGCAUCCACAGGCACCGGGUUGGUGGCCCUUGUGCAUUUUGUAUGCUAUUUUUUCUUUUAAUUGCAGGCACUUCCUCCACCUGUGGAGGGGCUUUUCUUUUUUUCUUUUUUUGGUGGGGUGGUCAAUUAUGCUGUGUAUGUGUGUGUCUGAGAGAGAUGCUCUUGGGCAAAAAGAGGGGGAAAGACGUAUAUGCAACUGUAUAGUGUAUGACGGAGAGAUGCAUGUGCUGCUAGUAAGCUUUUCCCUAAGCAAUAGGGAAGUUUUACAAUUUUCCUCUCCCUGCAAUUGCCCUUGCGCUGAGAGUGGUAAAAAGGGGGCUGGACUGAAGAACCAAGUGAAUCUUUAUAUGGUGCCCCCUUUCCUACUGCUUGACUGAUCGAUAGGAGGGUUCAUUGUUGGCCAUGUAAGCGGAGGCAGCAGGCCAGAACUAGCCCAGGCAGAAGAUUGCACAAGAAAUAGGGGAAAGGCAUGUGUCAAGGCUGCCUCAAGUCUCAGCUCACAAAAGACCAACGCCUAUGUCUUCUUAUAUACAAAAGUGUUUAUUGCAGUUCAUUGUUUGCUUGACAUCCUAGGCGCGCAGCCUUACGUCUGCUACGCUUAGACCGCUGAAGUCCCCUCUGAAUCCGUCCCUCCCCUACACCAAUUUAAGAGGCUUGCGCUGCUCCACCUCUUUCUCUCCUUCCUUUUCCGCAGGGUCCUUCUGCCCGCUGGGGUUUCACCCCUCCUGGAUUCCUCUGACGCGGAAUCAGACUGCUCUUUCCCCCUCCUGCGGGCUUUGGGACCUGGCCCCUCCUCCGGGCUCCCUGUACUUCCGCGCGCCUCUACAUUUGAACUUGGCGCGCGGGCCAAACCUCUAACUUUCCUUUUGACAGUUACACUACUCCCUUCACUGCUCCCCUCCCCUCCGGGAGGGCGGCUUGCUCUGACCUCCCUCCUUUCUCUGCUGCCGGAGCUGCUUCCCCUGACACACUGGAAACUCCACCCCCUUCGCUGCACUCUGGUGGGGAGGCUGGUCCUGACGCCCAGCUGCCACUUUGGGAUCCUCCGCUGGCCCCCUGCUCCUGACACGUCCCCCCUGGGGCUGUGCUGGCCUUGACCACCGGCGCCCCCUUCUGGGAAUCCUCUGAUUCGCUGGAAAGACUCAUGGAAUCUCUUGAGUCAUUGUCAUCCUCUUCCUCGCUGGCUUGGAAUUCAUCCCCAUCGCUCUCCAUCUCCUGCCUACCCUGUGCCUCUCUCCCUGAACCCCUGACAGCAUGUUUCUUGGACACUGUACAUGCUGCCCAGAGAAUGUGCAUACUGCUAGAACAGGGAUGUCCAACAGGUCGAUCGUGAUCAACUGGUCGAUCCCUGGGAGGUUUUGGUUGAUUGCUGGCUUCUCCAUCCAGCCCUGGCCCCUCGCCCCAUCCUCUAGAUAGCCAGAACGGAAGUUGGCCUUGCUGCGAGGCUUACUGUUUCAUUAGCGACUUCUAGGUGAGUGACUUUAUUCAUUUAUUCCUUUGCCCUGCUCCCCCCCAAAAGGGACGUUUCCCCCCUAAAAAAACCCCUCAAAAAAGGGGUAGAUCACUGCCAGUUUUUAAUUGUAGAUCGCAGUCUCUUGGAAGUUGGACGUCCUUGUGCUAGGAGAAUCUACAAAAUGCAUUGCAAAUACGUACUUUCCUUAAGGCCUGUUUGGAAUUACAGCAUAUGUGAUGUCAGGUGUGGGAAAACUGAGACGUAAUUGCCAGUGUGCAGUCAGGAGACCUGAAGUGCACACUGGCUUGUGCAUUGGCAAGACAGAGCAGGUUUUGGCUCUACUCAGUUAGCUAAGGGGCAGUAGGGCCUAAUCCUUAAGGCACUUUAAAGCACCUCACAGGGCUCUUUACCAGCCCUGCAUAGUGCUUUAAAGUCUCUGGCUUUGGGACUUCAAGGGUGCUCAAUCUUGCUGGAUCAGACCAGAGGCACCAGAGUGCAACAGUGCUUUCAACAGCAGUAUGCUUUUUCUCUGUUUCUCCUAUUCAGUGUCCCUGCAGCCCACACUGUUCAAAGCCCAGCAUGUGCCGAGUGCAAAUGAAACUCUAUAGGAUCUCUAUAAGGUGCUGCUCCUGGAGUAAUGAAUGAUCUGGCUGUUCACUGGCAUUGCUGGGUGAAUAUGAGUGGGCUUUUAAUUCCCUCCUGUUCCAACAAGAUCUUAUUCUCAAAGGUUCAUAGGGUUGCAGCCCCGAGUUCAACUUUUCUUGAAAAAUUGCUUAAGCUCAUCUGAACUUUUGUGUAUUCUUGCCUCUUACUAUAUAUCAACACCAGUUUGGCUCAGAAUAAAGCAUCUACUCUUCUUGGUUUGUGGAUAAGCACUGCCACUGAGAGCAAAGUAAGUUGGCUGCUAGAGCCUGAUGUUCACCUAAGCAUUUUAUCUGUUCGUUUUCCUCCUUGGUGCUUCUUCUUCUUGUCUCCCCUGUAUUGACCUCUCAGGAUUAUCAAUAGAAAAUACUUCUAGUUCAGCACUGUCAGUUGGUGGUUUGGGAAGAGCAGUUGAAAUAACAGCUGACUUAGUUCAGCUUGUUCUCCUUCCUUGUGUCCAAGUGAAGGGCAAAAAGAGGUUUGGCAUACUGGCUGCACUCUUUGGAAGCCUUUCAAGAUCAGGAGUUGGAAAUGGUUUCUGUGGCCCAGCAGUUUCCUGAGGAAUUCGGGCUGCGUUAACUAGUGCGCUAAAAUGUUUAAAACUAAAUAAAUAAAAAGCUUAACUGUGGAAGUUGUUUGAUCAGUCUGUUAAGAAAGAUGCAUCCUCAAAACUAAAGGAUUAAGAAUAUCAGCACCUCUUUUUUGCAUUCUUUUUGAAAAUAUAAGAGCUUCAAGAUCCUUUCACAACCCCCUGAACAUUUCACGUACCUCAUGCUUACCCUGAGAAGUGUAAAGCAUUUUGCCUUAGGAUUAGUUCCUCCUUUCUAAGCCCCUCCUGAUGACCAGAUCACUAGUCAUGCCUGAUUUAUAAACAGUGUAACUUGAUGACCACCCCAACAGAUACUCUGGCGAGACUUAAGAAGACUGCUUAAUCUUGAAAAUAUUAUUUGAAAGAUUAAUGGCCCCAUUUCCUUCCUGGUCCUUUCUGUGUGUCAGAGGGAGAUCUGGCAGAUUCUGCUUCUCUCAGCAGAGUAAUGGCAGAAACUGCACCUGCCAACCUCCUCUCUUCCCGCCUGCAGGCAAACAGUGAGGGCUCAUCCACCCAGGGCCGGAUUUAGGUUUGAUGAGACCCUAAGCUACUGAAGGUAAUGGGGCCCUUUAUAUGUCCAGCUGUUCUUUGUCAACAACAAAUUGUCACUGUUUUUUGUGUUGAAUAUAUGCUAUUGUAAUUUAUGGACCUAAUAGGUAUCUAAAGCCAUUUACACAUAACAAAAUACAGCGGUACCUCGGGAUGCGAACGGGAUCCGUUCCGGAACCCCGUUUAUAUCCUGAAUGAAACGUAAGACGCGAUGGCGCGCGUGCACAGGGCACGUUUUGCCGCUUCCACACAUGCAUGUGACAUCAUUUUGAGCGUUUGUGCAUGCAUGAGUGGCGAAACCCGGAAGUAUCGUGCUCUGUUACUUCUGGGUUGCCGCGGAGUGCAAUCCGAAAGCGCUCAACCUGAAGCACAUUCAACCCGAGGUAUGACUGUAUGUAUUUCAUCAAAGUAAUUGUUGAAAAGUCCAUGCAGAAUGCAAAGUCCAUGCAGAAUGUAGGCACCCUAUAUAUAGAAAUGAGCAAACGAGUGAUAUUUUAGGGAGCGAGCUAGCAGGAGGGGCCCAUGACUUACAUCAUAGGAGCCUACACAACACAAAACAUUGUUGCUGUAUGUAGGUUUUAUUUUAUUUGUUUUUUAUCUUAUAUUUUGGAAAUGUACAUCCAGUUUUUCCCCUUUAAUUUUUUGGGGGUCCCCCAAGCGAGUGGGGCGCUACGCUUGUUUAGCUUAUACAUACGUCCGGCACUGCGUCUACCCCUCUGUUUGCCCUGCUGCUUCCCCCCAAGGAAACCUGCAAUUUACCGCUGAGUCGGACCAAAUGGCCAUUAGGUUUUCCAUGGAUUGCAUUCAGUGGUAGACAGCGUGUUUUUCUGGGGGGAGCUGCGAGGCAAACACAAAACUGCUCAGACCCAUGCUUUCUAGGCAUGGGGCAAUGGGAAGUAUGGAUGAGCCCUGGCUGUUACUUCUAGCCAGAUAGCCGAUCCAUCAAGCUCAUUUCUGCUCAAUGCACUCUUGUCUUUUUGCACAUAUAGAGUUGCUCUGGAAGUGACUCUCCUCUGUGCCUGAAACUUUUGAAUAUCAAUAUGUUUUGGAUUCCUUCCAUUCUUUUUGAGAAAGGGAGUGGAUUUGCCCUUAGUAAACUGUCUUUCAAAAAAUGCUCUCUCUGUGCUUCUCAUGGAAAGGGGGGAGGGGUGAAUAAAACAAAUGCAAGGUGUAUAUAUAUUUUUAAAAGGUGGAAUAAAUUUGUAUGCACAAGACUUUCCAGCACUCCUGGCACCUGAUGAAGUUUUAGAACAGCACAUACUACUAUAGCUGCCGCCUUACUUGCCAGAUCAUGCUCUGACAUGACCCACUUGCUGAGUUCACUGCAAGAAGGGGAGUGCUGAUGCUGGAGUCUACUAGCACAGCAGAAGGCUAGACAAGACUGAAGCAAGUUGUUGCAACGUCAAAGUGAAAUUGCAUGCCUGCUUCUGAAACACCCCAUAAAAAGAUUUAUAGCCCAGCAAGCCUGGUUUUCUACAACCACUAUGCAUAGUAUCAUAAGUUUUUCCUUCUUAAUUACUGUGGAAGGGCAAUUCGUUGGUGGCCAGGGAGUUUUAAAAAGAACCUUGCAGAACAAUUCUGUAUGGGUCUAUUCAGAAGUAAACCUUAUUGGGUUCAAUAUAGCUUAAAGGUAAAGGUAAAGGUACCCCUGACCGUUAGGUCCAGUCGUGGACAGCUCUGAGAUUGCGACGCUCAUCUCGCUCUAUAGGCUGAGGGAGCCAGCAUUGGUCUGCAGACAGCGGACUUGUGGGUCAUGUGGGCAGCAUGACUAAGCCCCUUCUGGCGAACCAGAGCAGUGCACGGAAACACCGUUUACCUUCCUGCCGGAGCGGUACCUGUUUAUCUACUUGCACUUUGAUGUGCUUUUGAACUGGGACCGAACAAUGAGAGCUCACCCCGUCGCAGAGAUUCGAACCGCUGACCUUCUGAUUAGCAAGCCUAGGCUCUGUGGUUUAGACCACAGCGCCACCCGUGUCCCCACUCAAUAUAGCUUACUCCCAAUUAAGUCGGUAUAGGAUUGCAAUCCUAACAUGUCAAGGCUGGGGAAGUCUUCCCAAUGGCCUGUGGUUUUUCUCCAGCCUGCUGAAGUCAACAUCAUCUAGCCAUGGAGGGAGAGAAGAUGAAUCACACAAGGGCUCUCCUUGCAUAAGUGCCCUGGGGCGCCGCCAUAGGGCAAUCCUACCCAGGAGAGGAAAGCCCUUCAGACAGCACACAUUUCCUUGCCCUUAUCAAAGCUUCUUCUUUCAAAUGCAGUAGUUGGCACAGUGGGACAACUAUCUUACAAAAUUGCUUCCAGCAACACAUAUUUUGAUGCCUGAGGUGGAAAAUCCAAGAUGUGUCCCCUUCUUUCACUUCAUCCCCAUGCUGGGGAACCAGCCCCCCCCCAAUACAUUUAAUAACACUGCCUGUGAUGUUCUCUCCAAUGCACCAGUAUAAUGUGGUGUUCCUUAACAAUCACAGGGUAGUUUCCAUAUUUACUUUAUCGUGGUCCUGUUCUGUUCUAGGUGCCUCACACAUAGCUGCUAUGUGCAGUCUCUUUGCUUUCCUUGCAUGCUGCUGAGGCGCAUAAACCUCUGACAUAAACCUCUCAGGCGGUUUCCCUAUGAAGCAUAACAAACCUCUUAAAGGGAUAUCACCACAUCUCCCUCUUUUUUUUAAUAAUAAUACUAAAAACUGAUAAACAAAAAAUGUAAUGCAGUAAUAGUAACACAUAAUCACUUUCAGUGAGCCCUUCUGGCUUUCUUAUGGCUCUGUUGGACCUCCCUUAGCUGUACAGUAUUCCAGUUCCUGGUGCCUAUUUGCCAUGUCCAGGGCAGCUGCUUACCAGCUCCAUCUGGUACGCAGGCUGAGACCCUACCUGCCCACAGACUGUCUCGCCAGAGUGGUGCUUGGACUACUGCAAUGCGCUCUACGUGGGACUACCUUUGAAGGUGACCCGGAAACUACAACUAAUCCAGAACCCGGCAUCUAGACUGGUGGCUGGGAGCGGCCGCCGAGACCACAUAACACCAGUCUUGAAAGACCUACAUUGGCUCCCAGUACGUUUCCAAGCACAAUUUGUUGGUGUUGGUGCUGACCUUUAAAGCCCUAAACGGCCUCGGUCCGGUAUAUCUGAAGGAGUGUCUCCACCCCCAUCAUUUUACCCGGACACUGAGGUCCAGGGCCUUCUGGUGGUUCCCUUACUGCGAGAAGCCAAGUUACAGGGAACCAGGCAGAGGGCCUUCUCGGUAGUGGCGCCCUCCCUGUGGAACGCCCUCCCACUAGAUGUCAAAGAGAACAACAACUUCCAGACUUUCAGAAGACAUCUGAAGGCAGCCCUCUUUAGGGAAGCUUUUAAUGUUUGAUGUAUUACAGUAUUUUAAUAUUUUUUUGGAAGCCGCCCAGAGUGGCUGGGAAAGCCCAGCCGGAUGGGCGGGGCAUAAAUAAUAAAAUAAUAAUAAUAAUAAUAAUAAUAAUAAUAAUAAUAAUACUGUUUUGUUUUGCUGAGUUUUGGGGAGUUGUUUCUCUGCCUUCUUCCCCUGUCAUGGAUUUGAGUCCCUCAUUUGGUGCAGAGUGGUGUUGGUUGUCCAUCAUUGUUUCUGAGUGAAUAAUAAUAAUAAUAAUAACAAUAACAACAAUAAUAAUAUUGAAUCAGUAGGAGAUGCCUUCUCUUCCAUCGUGUGACCGCUUCAUAUGAUAUUGAAGCCACUUAGUGGUGGAACACUGUCCGUUCCCCUUUUGGAUUUCCAUUCCUACAGUGGUACCUUGGGUUACAAACGCUUCAGGUUACAAACGCUUCAGGUUACAGACUCCGCUAACCCGGAAGUAGUACCUCGGGUUAAGAACUUUACCUCAGGAUGAGAACAGAAAUCAUGUGGUGGCAGCGGGAGGCCCCAUUAGCUAAAGUGGUACCUCAGGUUAAGAACAGUUUCACCUUAAGAACGGACCUCCGGAAUGAAUUAAGUUCUUAACCAGAGGUACCACUGUAUUGGAACUCAGCACAUGAUUUUCUUGAAGUGAUGGCAAGUCUUUGGUACCCUUAUCGUAUUACCAUUUCCCCUCAGCCUUGCACAGAUUUUUGCAUGGGUAGAUGUCAGCAGCACAUUGUUUCACAGGCAUAAGCCAAAUGGAAGCCCCUUGAAACAGCAGCUUCCCCAGAGUGAGUUAAAAGUGCACAGCUUUGCCCUUUCCCUAACUAGGAGCACCUGCCCAAACCCUGCAGAUGCAUCCCAAGUGGAGAAACGCCUGGCACCUGCCGUAUCCCCAGAGUUCAUCCCUUGUGGGAAUGAGAAAAUGACAUACUUGUUCAGUUGUUUGGGAUCCAGGCAUAACAGCAGGCAACAUUUUCUCACAAUUACUAAAGGAUGCACCCAGGGAGUUGGCCCUUCUGCCUUUCAACAGUGCCCAGUGCAGUUAGUCUGCCUAGCUCCUCUUUCAACCUUUUUCUUACGGCUAGGGGCACAUUUCUUGAGACAGGAAUGGUAGGUGUGUAACCUUUUUCUCUGUGGUGUUUGCUGUCUUAAUCAGGUUUAGGUCUCAGCAUGCUUUUAACCCUAUGGUGGGCACUGGUGAUGUUGGCACGGUUACAAGCUGCACUUGCAUGGCAUUGCCCUUGUGUUUAAUUACUAGUUCACACAUGCCCUUGUCUGGAAUGGGGGUUAUCUUCAAAGUUUUUAGAUUAAACUUCUUGUACUCUAAAUAGAGGGGCUUGACUUGCAUUUUGUAACUUUAUUGUGUGGCCCCAUGUCUACCUUAAAUGUUACCGUGUCAAGGGAAAUGAUCUGGUCUUGUGAUGUUUCAUCCUCUUGCAACUUGCCAGUGCAGAAAUCUUCCCCACCCUCACCCGUGCAGUUGCUAACUUCACCAUGCAGAGCAUGAACUCUCCGUUGGUGAUACUGCGUCUUAUGGCUUUAAUUGCAGACCCUUGAAAAUAGUGCAGCUGCUUGCGUAUGUUGCAACGUAUGCUGGGCACUUCAGCCACAUUUGGUGCACAGCUUUUUCCUGUUUUCUUCCUUGUGUCUUGCUCCAGUUGCUUGCUUCCACUUGGAGCUCUCAGUUUUGUUUGGUUUCUGCGUGGACUUGUGGGGUGGUGCUUUCCAAAUUCCUAGGCCUUCUCUAGGGUCCUGCUUGCCUUGUAAUGUUUGCAUUCCCUGCACUGUUGCUUCAGCUGUUUUGCAAAUUCUGAAUGCCUUUUCUAAGGCGGGAUCAUCAUUUUCCAGCAGCUUUUUCUGGAUGCUGUUGUCUUGGAUUCCCAAUACAUACUAGCUGCUCUCUCAGGCAGGUUUCAGUUAACUCUCCAUAAUUGCAUGUUUCCAUAGCAGGCUGAGAACAGCCACAAAAGCCUCAACCGUUUCUCUCUCUCCGGUCUCAUUUUGAAUGUAUAAUGUUCAAAGGUAUCAUUCCUUUUAGGGAGGCAGUUUUCCUCAAACCUUUCCUGCGCCAACUUGUAGUUAAGUUUUUUUCAGUGGCAGAACGUUGUAAGCCAUUGCAUAGAUACGUUGCUUCUUUGUCCACUACAUUGAGAAAGAAAGGGCGCGGUCUUCUGACUGUGCAUCAUCCAUUUCUGUUUUUACCCAGCAUCUCAUAGAAGUCAAAGGCUUGUUUAAAACGUUGCCAGCCUUCUGCUUCAUUGCUGGAGAGGCUCAGUAUAGUUGGUAGUCCUAAAUCAACAUUCUUACUUUCCUUGACUUCUCUUCUAACCAGACAGGUUUUUCUGGAGACAUCCCACUCCUGCUACCGUUUUCUUAGAUGUUGUUUUGUUUAUUUAACUAUUGGGGGGGUGUCAUGUCACAAUUUAACUUCUCAUGGUUCUGUUCUGGGUGCCUCUCACACAGCUCCCACCUACAGUCUCCCUUCACCCCACCUGGCCCCAAAAUAUAACAGACCUCUUAAAGGGGACAUUGCCACACUUGCUUUUAAUGGCACUGAAACUCAGUUAUAUGAAGUGGAUGCCUCAGUUUGACUUCUUUUAGACCUGGCUAGCGGGGAAAGGGUUUGUGUGUUACAUUAGAGAUGUUAUCCUAUAGAAUUGUAGAGUUGGAAGGGACCCUGAGGGUCAUCUAGUCUAGGAAUAUGCAGCUGCCCCAUAUGGGGAUCAAACCUGCAACCUUGGCGUUAACAGCACCUUGCUCUGACCAACUGAGCUAUCCCUGUUGCUUUUAGCAACAGAAAUUAGUCUGGAAAUUACCAUGGAAAGAGAGGGCUAAUGUGUCCCUUCUGUGGCAUUAAUAACCCACAGUAAAACCUAGACUCAUUUAAUCUGGCCAGUAGCCAAAUAACUUUGGGAGCACCUUUCUCACUGUUUCAUUUAUUAGCUGAACACCUUUGCAAGCUUUUCUCUCUGCUGAGAUGGUUUCCAUUCUUUGCUGCCUCUUGGUAGUGUUUGCUCAUAGAAGUGAAUGCCUGUGUGGGAAGAGAAGGGUGUGUACAUGCGCUAACGUUGGGUGGGGGGCGGUUCCCAUUCCUUUAUGGCUCGUAACAUGCAGCCGGCAAAGCUGAGUUACAAAGGGUGGUGCUUCUCCUUGAUGUGGGCAGGAAGGUUUAAGCAAUGCAGCCCCAGGGGGCUGUUUCAGGCAUGUGCUCAUUCUGCAAAUGAUUGUGACCUUUCUGGUUUUCUGGUUGGUGCCAUCCAUGUAAUUAAGGUCUGCUCCUCCUUGUAUUUCAGCUGCUGCCUCUCUUUAGUGGGCAAAGGAGCAAGUAAAAAAAGGAAGGGGGUUAGAGAACCAGAAGCCUCAUUGGACCCAGCCAAUGAUGCUUCUUUUGUAUGUAGAUGGUUCAGCAAAAAAAGGAACACAAAGAGCUUACGUAUUUCUCCUUAGUUGACAGCCACAAGAUGGCUAUAUGCAUGCAAGUAGAGAUUACAAAUAACACCAACAAUAAAUGAAUGGAGUGGGGUGAAAUGGGACAUUUCUUUAAUGGCCAAAUUGAGCCAUUUUAUUGGGGGUGGGGGGAGAGAGCAACAGUAUAUUUUUGAUAAAACUUGAAACCCAUUUACUUCGAGAACCAAAGGAGAAAUAGAAAUUAUUUUAAAUGAUACUAUUAUGAGAAACAAUAAUAUUUGUAAUGGAAUAGCUUGGUAACGGUGUCUGUUUUAUAAGAUGUUAAAUUAAUAAAGAAGUAAAAUCAUUGCAUGUGUUAGGAGUUUAAGAUACUGGAAUAAUACAUAUAAAUGUGUAUAUACUAUGGGCUGUGACCCCAUUUGCUUCUCUUGCCAGCCAUACCUUCCCGCCAAAAGAAAGUAUUUCUUUACACAUAGUGCAUAGUUGAACUAUGGAAUUUGCUCCUGUAGGGGACAAUGAUGGCCACCAACUUAUUUGGCUUUAAAAGAGGAUUGGAGAAGCCCAUGGAAGAGAGGGCUCUCAGUGGUUACUAGCUGGGAUGGCUAUGUUUUGCCUGCACAGCUGGAGGCAAUAGUUCUUCCGAAUACCCGUUGCUGGAAACCACAGGACAGGAGAGUGUUCUUAUGCUCAGAUUUCUCACAGGUAUCUCGUAGGUCACUGUGAGAACAGCAUGCUGGACUAGAUAGAUGGGCCAUUGAGCUGAGCCAGCAGCCUCUUCUUACGUUCUAACCCUCUGCCCCCCUGGCCAACCCCUUCCCUUUACACCUGGCUAACCCACCAUAUUUCCAUUGCUCACCUGAGCUGCUUACCUGCCCACAUCUCUGGUUCCCUCCUCCUUACCUUGCCUGGGCUGCUUGCCUGGGUAGCCUGCACAGUCGCAUCUCCAUCCUCCAGACCCCUCCUCCUUGCCUUGCCUACCACCCUGAUCACCUACCUGCGUCUCCCUCCUUCAGAUUGCGCUGCCUCACCCAGACUACUUGCCUGAUCCACUUGCUUGCUUGCUUCGCACAUCUCCAUCCUCAGGCUCCCUCCACUCCUCACCUGUGCCUUCAUGUUCGUCCUCCAGAUACCCUCUCCUCUCCUCACCUGGGCUGCCCUCCCAAUGGACCAGCAGCUCCCCAUACUGUAGGUCCCUUCCAAUUCUACUGUUCUCGGAUUCUAUUAUUUUGUCAUCCAGUAUCACCUGUCUGUGGCCAAGCAAACUGCAGCACGAUUAUAUCCUUAUGGUUUUAUUAGAGAGAAAGUUCUCAUAGUAAUUAAUAUAGAAUAGAUAAUAUAUGUAUCUGUCAGGGGUUCAGGAGCAGAGGCACAGGAAAGGGAGGAAAUAGAGAGCGAGGGGGAGGAGUCCGAAGGAAAUGUUAGCGAUGACAGCGGUCCGAGGUCUCUGAGUCUUUCCAGCGAAUCGGAAGAUUCACAGAAAGGGGCUCCCUUGGUCAGAGCAAGGGGGUGCCGAGGGGACACCCCAGGAAGAAGGGGCCAGAGGGGACUCAGAGAGCAGCAGUUGGAAAUCAGGACCAGCGUCCACACCAGAGUGCAGUAGGGGGGGAGGAGUCCCAGGCAUCGGGAUCAGGCGGCGCACUGCCAGUGGGAGGACAUGAGUCAGGAUUGGCCACGCCUCCAUCGGGGAGCGAGGAAGCGGUCGAGAGGAAGGUUGAAGGCUGGGCGCGCGCGCCAAGUUCAAAUGUACAGGAGGGCGGCGCAGUUGGCAGCCCGGAUAGGGAGCCAGGUCCCGAUGCCCGCCGAAAGAGGGGAGGAGUCAGGGGGUCAGCGUCAGAAGAAUCCAGGAAGGAAGGGACCCCGGGGGGUAGCAGGACCCAGAGGAGAAAGGAGAGACGUAAGAGGUGGAGUAAGGCUAGAAUCUUAAACUGGUGUACAGGGCGGAGACUCAGCUGGAGCUUCGACGUUAUAACAGCUUGUCGUAGAGCUGGGGCGCUCCGGCUUGAAAAUGGAAACUGUACUUCAAUAAAGACUUUUGUACAUUACUGCCGGCUAGCGUUGGUCCUCUGUGAGCUGGGACCUGGAGCCAGCUCUGACAGUAAGCUCCAUCUCCAAAAGUUUUGCACCAAAAACCUCGUAACGUGAGUGGACGCAGCGAGGAAGAAGAUUGGUGCUUCGCGAGCUCACAAAAGUCAGGCAAGAUGACUACAGAACAGCAACUAGCAGCCCUGCAAAAUGCAGUGACACAACUCAACGCGGAGGUACUCGCAUCCAGGAAAAGGGAAGAGGAAGCGGCUGCCGCCUGCAGGGAUCUCCAAGCCAGGUUGGAAGUGCUUGCUAAGCAGGGGCAACCGGGACCCAAAUCAGAGGGGAUUGGGCUGGGGAAAAGAGGAGGCAGCCUGGUAUCUCAUUUCGAUGGGAAUUUGCAGCAGUACCCUAACUUCCGAGCAGACGUGCUGUUUGCGCUGGAACUGCUGGAUAAAGACUUUAGAGAUGAGCAAGAGAAGGUGGGGUUUAUCUUGUCCCAUUUGCAUGGGGAGCUAAAGCGUGGCUGCGCAAUCUGUGGAGAGAUAAGGAUCCGGCGCUCCAAAAUGCGGAUGCAUUCAUUAAAGCGAUGGAUUCGUGUUUUUUAUCAAAUAUAGACAUUGAUAUCGCCAGAAAAAGACAUACAUGGGCUCAAACAAGGCAGAGCCAGUGUAAGGCAGUACCAUUCCCGCUUUUUUGCAUUAGUCCAUGCGCUGGGAUGGGAGAAGGAUUCUGCCCCAGCCAGAGACCUUUUUGGGAAGGCUUGAAUGCAAAUGUGAAAGAUGAGAUUGCAAGGGGAGAGACCAAAGAGCACUCAGGAGGUUGUCCGGCGGGCGCUGCAAAUUGGGGUGCGUCUGGAAGAACGUCCAUGGAACAGAGAAGAAGGACGUUGGGGACGUACGCCAGUGAGAGCACCUCCCCUCUUUCCCAAGGAUGCAGCGCGUGUGCAAUCCCCACCUCCGCAAGGAGUGUGAGAGAUACCGAUGGAGAUUGGAGGCGCCAGGGCUCAGUCAGCAACCAGAGCCUUAACACCGGGAGCAGUCAAGCGAAGCCUCCUAGAGGGAACAGGAAGUGCUACAUCUGCGACAGUGCUCAGCACAUGGCGAAAGAGUGUCCCCAGAGGCUCCACAAGCACACUGCAGCCUCAGCAACAGUAACAGAAGCAACUCAGCAGAGAGAACCACAGCAGGGAAACGACAGAGUCUGGUUGGAGGAAGAGGCACUGGGGCCCAGCCAGACAAGUCAAUGAAGCCGUCCCCAGAGAUUUUGCAGCCCACAGACCCCCUCCCGCCCAAACCAGUGGUGCAGCUCACAGCAUCGCUCCAACUACCCAAUGGACUCACUAUGGAAGUGCCGAUUACCAUUGACUCUGGUAGUAACGCAGACUUCAUAGGACUGGAUUUCCUUCAAGAGCACAACAUAGCACUCCUGCCAGCCACGCUGCCUCUGAAAGUUGUCACGGUGGAUGGCAGGGAAUUGCUGGGGGCAGGUGGUGCAGCAAACGCCUCCGAUGGUGAUGCAAAUUGGGAAUCACCGAGAAGUCAUCAGCUUCAAUGUCACCCAACUGUCGGACACGCCUAUAGUAUUAGGCAUGAGUUGGCUGCACAGGCACAGCCCAGCAUUGGCGUGGUACCAGCGACAACUGACCUUCGGCUCCUCAUACUGUGCGGAACAUUGCAUUCUGCCUAGCCCGGAAGGGGAAGAGGAUGACCCGCAGCUACAAUUAGGCACGCUGCAAGCAGUGCCACUCAAAUACGCAGCGUUUUUGGAGGUUUUCUGCGAGAAGGAAGCGGACAAGCUACCUCCCCACAGGUCUUAUGACUGCAAGAUUGACCUCCUGCCAGAGGCGACGCUGCCAACCGGGAAACUGUAUUCCAUGUCCGAAGACGAGGCUGCAGGAACUCAGGAGUUCAUAGACCUCAACUUGAGCGCGGUUUCAUCCAGGAGUCGAAGGCAGUGGGGGCAGUCCUGUAUUCUUUGUGAAGAAGAAGGACACGCCCCAAAAAGGCUUGUGGUGGACUAUAGAAUUUUGAACUCGAAAACCAAGCCCACAGCCUUUCCCAUGCCCAAGAUAGAUGACCUGCUCGCAACGGUGAGGAAAGGACGCGUUUUCACAAAGUUGGAUCUGCGAAGGGCGUACAACCUGAUUCGCAUGCGGGAGGGCGACGAAUGGAAGACUGCCAUGUUCACGCCCCUGGGCACCUAUGAAUACAGAGUUAUGCCCUUUGGAUUACAAAAUGGCUCCCACUGUUUUCAAGCCUUCAUGCAUCACGUAUUGGCGGGUCUCCUCUACAAGAAAUGCGUCUGCUUCCUGGACGACAUCCUGAUAUUUUCAGAAUCAGAGGAGACCCACGAGGGAGACGUCAAGGAAGUUCUGCAGAGACUGCAGGAGCACAGGCUGUACGCCAAGCUGGAGAAGUGCCAGUUCGACAUGAAGGAGGUAGAUUUCCUGGGCUACAAGUUGUCGGACAAGGGGCUCGCCAUGGACAGCGCCAAGGUUCGCUCAGUGUUGGACUGGAAGAGCCCGCGCAAUCGGAAGGAGGUCCAGCGGUUUGUCGGUUUCGCCAACUUUUACCGCAAGUUCAUCAAGGGGUUCGCGAUGCAGACGGCGGCCAUUACCGACACGCUCAGCUCCAAGAAGAAGAAGUUCAUCUGGACGGAGCAAGCGGAGCAGUCCUUCCAGAAACUCAAGCGUCUCUUCUCGUCCGAAGAGCAGCUACUGCAUGUGAAUCCCAGCAGACCGAUGAGGGUUGAAACGGACGCCUCAGACAGAGCCGUGGGAGCAGUACUGUUGCAGCAAGACCCGCAUGGGGACUGGAGACCGUGUGCCUUCUACUCCAGGAAGCUCAGCAAGUCAGAGCAGAACUACACCAUCUGGGACAGGGAGUUGCUGGCCAUUCAUGCAGCAUUCAAGGCGUGGCGGCACUUCCUCAUUGGAGCCAAACACACAGUGCAGGUCCGCACGGACCAUAAAAACCUGGAGUACUGGCGCACGGCAAGGUUCCUGAACCAGAGGCACAUACGAUGGGCGGAGUUCUUUGCGGAUUUCGACUUCAGGAUAGAGUACAUCCCAGGCGACAACAACAUCAUGGCGGAUGCACUGUCCAGAAAGCCGCAAUACCUCGAGGAGGCGGCACCAGCAGCGGCCAAGCACAUUUUCGGGCGUGCGCUUCAGCAACCGUGGACCUGGAUGCUGUACGUCGAGCACUGCAGGAGGACCCCUUCGCGCAAGCAAAGAUGGCAGAGGUGCAAAGGGGCACGGCGGAGGACGACGAGUUCCAGAUACGCGACGGAUUGCUCUCCGCGCGAAAGUACUGCAGCAGUUGCAUGACGCACCCACCGCCGGGCACUUUGGCAAAGAGAAGACGGUAGAAUUAGUAGCCAGAGAUUUUGGUGGCCCAAGAUGCGGGGAAGUCGCGGAUUACGUCUCGAGGUGCGACACCUGCCAAAGGGCCAAGUCAGUGCACAAACCGCCGGCGGGACUGCUCGAACCGCUGCAGACACCGCUCGAACCGUGGGAGAGGGUGGCCCUGGACUUUGUCACGGAUCUACCCAGCUCGAGGGGCAAGACGGCAGUGCUAGUGGUGGUGGACAUGUUCACCAAAAUGGCCCACUUCAUUCCGUGCGCGAAGGUGGCCACGGCGGAACAGACCGCCAAACUGUUCAUAGACCACGUGUUCAGGGUUCACGGUCUGCCACGGUCUAUCCUGUCCGACCGGGGCGACAGUUCAUCUCGAACUUCUGGCAGAAGCUGAUGGGUUUCCUGAACGUCAAGAUCAACCUAGCGUCGGCGAGACACCCGCAGACGAGACGGACAAGCGGAGCGAGUCAAGCGCCAUCAUGCAGCAGUACCUGCGAUGCUACGCAAAUCAGCAGCCGGCAACAUGGGUGGACUACCUGCCGCUCGCUGAGUUCGCCUACAACAACACGAAGCACGUGUCCACGGGGGUGACACCGUUCUUCGCCAACAACGGGAGGCAUCCCAGAACCUUCCCGGGAUUAGCGAGAGCGGGGAGGGGAGCCACAGGCAGCGGAAGCCUUAGCAUCAGAGUUGCAGGAGGUUCACGAACAGCUUCGGAGGCAGUUAGAACUAGCAAAGCACGCAUACAAACUGCAGGCUGACAAGCACAGAAGGGUUGGGGAAGACAUACAGGUGGGAGACUGGGUUUGGUUAGCAGCCCAGGCAGUGCCGGCCAGAUCGUUAGCGAAGAAGAAGCUAGGGCAUAAGCAGCUAGGACCCUACCAAGUCGAGGCACAGGUCAAUCCAGUGGCCUUCCGGUUGACACUGCCGGAGGGAUCCAGAAUGCACCCAGUUUUCCAUAGAUCAGUGCUCACGCCCUACAAAGCACCUCAUAGAUUUCAGGAGCCAGGAACGGCACCAGACCCGUUCAGGGAAACGCCCACAAGGGGGGGGUCGCCAAGGCGGGAACCCGUCAACGAAGUCACAGAGAUUUUAGACUCGAGAUGGGGGCGAGGAGGAGUGGAAUACCUCCUCGCCAAGGAAGGUACCCGGCUAGCGCCAACAGUUGGGUGCCAGAUUAUGCUCUGGAGGAAUCUUGGCUUAGGACGAGUUCCAUGCCCUUUUCCCACACAGGCCCAUGCCAGCCGAGUAUUUCGACGACUGGCUUUUCACACCCACAUUUUCAGCUAGCACAUUCCAGGGGUUCACCUCGGACGAGGAACCGGCACUAGAAACACGUUCCCCGGAGGGAUCACCCUCGGGGUCUGCCUCAGACCGUUCCUAUUGGUGGGACAAUCAACCAGAGGAGCAGUGGCGCAGGAAGUGGUUGGGGGGUCCUUGGCAGGCAACGUCCCCGGAGGAGACCGGGGGGAGAGACGGACAUGGACGUGUUGGGGGGAGGACCUUGGGUUCGAGCACGGCGGCAAAGAGAUGGAAGCAGAGGAAAUUGAGGUCGGCGAGAGCACGGAGGACGAGCCGGACUUAUCCGGCUGGAUGCACGCCACGGGGACGAACUGUAUCCGGCACUCACCCCCACAACGACGGAGCACCCAGUACCCACACCUGAAGGAGGGGAGGGGAAGGGGGGCUUCGAGGGGGAUGGAUGUCAGGGGUUCAGGAGCAGAGGCACAGGAAAGGGAGGAAAUAGAGAGCGAGGGGAGGAGUCCGAAGGAAAUGUUAGCGAUGACAGCGGUCCGAGGUCUCUGAGUCUUUCCAGCGAAUCGGAAGAUUCACAGAAAGGGGCUCCCUUGGUCAGAGCAAGGGGGUGCCGAGGGGACACCCCAGGAAGAAGGGGCCAGAGGGGACUCAGAGAGCAGCAGUUGGAAAUCAGGACCAGCGUCCACACCAGAGUGCAGUAGGGGAGGAGUCCCAGGCAUCGGGAUCAGGCGGCGCACUGCCAGUGGGAGGACAUGAGUCAGGAUUGGCCACGCCUCCAUCGGGGAGCGAGGAAGCGGUCGAGAGGAAGGUUGAAGGCUGGGCGCGCGCCAAGUUCAACUGUACAGGAGGGCGGCGCAGUUGGCAGCCCGGAUAGGGAGCCAGGUCCCAAAGCCCGCCGAAAAGCGGGGGCGGCGCCAGGGGGGCCAGCGUCAGAAGAAUCCAGGAAGGAAGGGACCCCGGGGGGUAGCAGGACCCAGAGGAGAAAGGAGAGACGUAAGAGGUGGAGUAAGGCUAGAAUCUUAAACUGGUGUACAGGGGGGGCGGAGACUCAGAUGGAGCUUCGCCGAUCUAACCCCUAGACGUAGAGCUGGGGCGCUCCGGUUUGAAAAUGGAAACUGUACUUCAAUAAAGACUUUUGUACAUUACUGCCGGCUAGCGUUGGUCCUCUGUGAGCUGGGACCUGGAGCCAGCUCUGACAGUAUCAAUGCAAUAAAAAUAAAAACCAACCAAUACAAAAAUAUUAGUACUUAUUAAGUUGCAAAUGGUGUUACCAAGCUUUGUUAUCAAUGCUUGUAUAAACAAAUGAUUUGAUUUGCCUCUGAAGUUUUAAAAUAAAGGAAAAGGGAGAACUAUGAGCCAAAAUAGAUGGUGGUGAAAGAUCACGAAUAAUAAUAAAAUUAUUAUUACUUGAUCUCUCAGUAAUUAUAGCUUAAAACAGCUGCAAGUAAUCCCCCUCCCUGCCCCCAAAUUAGGUUGGUGUUGAGAUGCUAGGAGAGGGAAGGUUUAACCCAUGGGUAGGCAAAGUAAGGCCCGGGGGCCGGAUCCGGCCCAAUCGCCUUCUCAAUCUGGCCCGCGGACGGUCCGGGAAUCAGCGUGUUUUUACAUGAGUAGAAUGUGUCCUUUUAUUUAAAAUGCAUCUCUGGGUUAUUUGUGAGGCCUGCCUGGUGUUUUUACAUGAGUAAAAUGUGUGAUUUUUUUUUAAAUGCACCUCUGGGUUAUUUGUGGGGCAUAGGAUUUCAUUCUUCUUUUUCCAAAAUAUAGUCCGGCCCCCCACAAGGUCUGAGGGACAGUGGACCGGCCUCCUGCUGAAAAAGUUUGCUGACCCCUGGUUUAACCUUUCUCCUGAACACUUUUCCUGAUCUAAAUCAUACGUGAUACCUAUAUGUGGCUCCUCUGGGAAACACAUAAUUUUUGAUCAGGGAAAUUGUAGUGUACUUAUGUGUAGGGGGAAGGGUUAAAAAGAACAUUUCCCCUGCUGCAGCCCCACCCAAACCCUCCCACUAACGUACAGAGAGAAUUUCUUAAAAGUUUUAAAACAGUGGCAACAACACAGCCCUGUCCUCUAAUUACAAUAAGCUGGAUAAAAACCAGUGUUGGAGGAAGCUUAUGAGAAGCAUUGCAGAUGGGUCCUCUUGCUCAUACACUCAACAGCAUUGCAGUUACAUGGUGGGGGGUGGAAUAUGGUUCUUGGAAGGCUGAGUCUUUCUUUCUUUCUUCUUAAACAUUUUUAUUUCAUUUUAAUACAAAACAUACAAAAAAGAAAUACAGAAAUAAACAAAGGCUGAGUCUUUCACUGAACCAGUUUGGUGGUGAGAAAUUAAAAGGCACAAUAGUGGCUCUUCAGACACAAUGCAUAAACAAGUUAAAAACAGCUGCUUUAUUUUCCUGGCACUAUAAUGAGUAGACCUGAGGUGACCUAGGCAGUUUUCGCCAACCUUGGGUCCCCAGAUUUUGCUCCCAUCAUCCCUGACCACAGGUCCUAGUGGCUAGGGAUGAAGGGCAUUGUAAUCUAACAACAGAAAGUCUUUAUGUGAGUUAGAAGAGUGACUAGUGGGGUGCCACAGGGUUCUGUCUUGGGCCCGGUCUUAUUCAACAUCUUUAUCAAUGACUUGGAUGAUGGACUCAAGGGCAUCCUGAUCAAAUUUGCAGAUGACACCAAACUGGGAGGGGUGGCUAACACCCCAGAGGACAGGAUCACACUUCAAAACGACCUUGACAGGUUAGAGAACUGGGCAAAAACAAACAAGAUGAAUUUUAACAGAGAGAAAUGUAAAGUAUUGCACUUGGGCAAAAAAAAUGAGAGGCACAAAUACAAGAUGGGUGACACCUGGCUUGAGAGCAGUACAUGUGAAAAGGAUCUAGGAGUCUUGGUUGACCACAAACUUGACAUGAGCCAACAGUGUGACGCGGCAGCUAAAAAGCCAAUGCAAUUCUGGGCCUCAUCAAUAGGAGUAUAGCAUCUAGAUCAAGGGAAGUAAUAGUGCCACUGUAUUCUGCUCUGGUCAGACCUCACCUGGAGUACUGUGUCCAGUUCUGGGCACCACAGUUCAAGAAGGACACUGACAAACUGGCACGUGUCCAGAGGAGGGCAACCAAAAUGGUCAAAGGCCUGGAAACGAUGCCUUAUGAGGAACGGCUAAGGGAGCUGGGCAUGUUUAGCCUGGAGAAGAGGAGGUUAAGGGGUGAUAUGAUAGCCAUGUUCAAAUAUAGAAAAGGAUGUCACAUAGAGGAGGGAGAAAGGUUGUUUUCUGCUGCUCCAGAGAAGCGGACACGGAGCAAUGGAUCCAAACUACAAGAAAGAAGAUUCCACCUCAACAUUAGGAAGAACUUCCUGACAGUAAGAGCUGUUUGACAGUGGAAUUUGCUGCCAAGGAGUGUGGUGGAGUCUCCUUCUUUGGAGGUCUUUAAGCAGAGGCUUGACAACCAUAUGUCAGGAGUGCUCUGAUGGUGUUUCCUGCUUGGCAAGGGGUUGGACUCGAUGGCCCUUGUGGUCUCUUCCUACUCUUCUAUGAUUCUAGGGUUAAAAUGAAGGCUUUCCUUGGGUUUGUGCUUGCCAAAAUACAGAGAGACUAUGGAAGUUGUUCUCAUAUAUUGUGGUUUUCAUUUUUGAUAUAUAUAUAUAUAUUUCUUCCCAUUUCUCUUUCCAGUAUCCAGCGUGCUGCUUUAGUCGUUCUGGAAAAUUACCACAGAGACUUUUCUGUCUACAACCCACUGUUGUUAACAGCUUCCAAAGCACGUGCAGAGAAGCACAUGGCGGGUCUGAAGGUCUACAAUGUCGAUGGUAGGUUGAGAGAGGGCAAAUUAAUUGGUGGUAAUGUUUGGAAGCUGCUCUAUGUCCUUUCCCCCUUUUGCUUGCCUUGACCUCGACUGCAGGAAAGUCAGGCUGCCUUCCCACCCCUUCCCUUGCCUCUGUUAUGAUCCAAGGUUGAAGCUUUCAGCUUAUUUUUCACAUGCUGAGAGAUAGAUUUUGGAUGAUGGACACAGAGCAUCAUUACCCCUCCUUGAGGAUAAUUGAGCCCCCCAAAGACUGCCUGGUGCCGCCUAUAGAUGUCCACACAUUGGCAUGACUAUCUGGACGGAAGAGCUAUUCACACAUAGGCUUCUACCUGCAAAAUAUCACACCAAUGCGUGGACCUCUGUAGCUGAGACUGGACAGCAUGCCCAGAGACAUGCUAAGUCUCCAGUAAUCAUCUGGUGCUCCUAUCACAUGAGUAAUGAAUGAUGAGGGUCUUGUAUUUCUCCGCCUUGCCCAAAUGUAAUGUUUCCAGGUGGGGACCCUUGACCAAAAAGUGUUAAACAGCUCAGAGUCACCCGAGCACUUAAUUUCAUGGUACACAUUUCUCUCUCUCUCCCCCUGCCCCGUCUCAACAUUAACACUCACUUCCUUGAUACCAUAAGGCAGAUUGGGGGAAGCCAUGGCCCUUCAGAUGGUGUUAGACUAAUAAUUCCCAUCGCCCUUGGCCACUUGCCACGCUGGCUGGCAUUGAUGGUAGUUGAGUCAAACAAUGUCUGGAGGGCACCAAAUCAGCUACUUCUGCUCCAAGAUGUGGUUAUAGGCAAGCUCGUUUCCCUUAAAGAUGCUGGUGAACUUCUCCACACUUGGUCUGUUGAAGAAUGUGGAGCUUGCCUUAGAGCAGUGAGCAGCUCAGCUCAACAUCUGAAUCAGAGAUGAAAUCCUUGCUUUUGUCCCACCAGCCACUGGCCCCAAACCCCCUCUCCCUUUCCGAACAAGCAGUUGUGGAAACAGCCAGUGCACAGGGAAAGGGGGGCCUUUCCCCAUUCCCUCCUCUCACUUCUUCACUCUUGGGUGCUAGGUGUCAAGACCAGGGAACUAUGCAAGCUUGGGAGACUUGCCCAUCUUCCAUUCCCCUUUCUUGCCUUAAUUUUGCUUUUUGUUUUUAUUUUCCAGCUCAAUCAUAGCCAUCAUUUCUAGGCUUGCAAAAGGGAUCCUUUUAACCAGGUGUUGACUAGCCUAUAGGCAAUAUUCAUACACACCCCAGUAAUUUCUAGUGCCCCCCCCCCCCGGCUCGCAACAACUGGGCUUCUUUUUAUUUUGUGUGUGUGUGCCAAGCAGCAGGGGACAUUGUUGAGCAAAGUGGUUUCGACCCCUCCAUCAAGACCAGCACAGUGAUGUGUGUAUGGGGUGCGUGCCUGUUCGCAGGUCCCCCCGCCACUCUGCUGAGUGUGUCUAUGCCUCUGCCUGCCUUCUUGCCUUCCUGUCUGUACACCCCCUGCCCCUGCUGCGUGGAAGUGAAUGUGUGGACAUCUGCCUGUGCAUAUGGGUGGUGAGUGUGUGCUGGUCACACCCACCGCUGGCAUGCAGACCUUGGAUGCAUGGUCAGUGGGGUCCUCGAACGGUUAGCCAAUGCAGCUUUGACACUCCCAUAAAAAACUGGGCAAAUCCAGGACUCUUGCGUAGCUGUGAUUAGGAAGUAACAUGCUUCUCUCUCCACCCCCAAGCAAAUGCAAGGAGGAAACAACAGUUCUUGUCUUUGGCAUUCAGUAUGAGCCCAGAAGUACUUUCUCCAGAUUAAUGAGAUGAGUUCAUUUCUUACAUCUCUGCCCUCAGCAGUUUGCUAGUCAAGGAAACUCACACGGCCAUUUUGACCUUUGAAAAGCAUACUGUUCUUUUAGUUUACAGAAUGUCUACUUUUUAUGUACUUCUGCACAUUGCUUCUUUUGUUAAAAAUGAGAUGAUGGUGCUCAUAUAAUGAUAAACAUUCUGUGGGUGCCGGCACAAAAUGGCUGCCACGGGCAGCAAAAGAAGAGGUGUCAGUACUCUGUACCAUUGAGUACUGUCACAAAAAGCCCUGCUUCUUCUGUAUGGCCAGGGAGCCUUCUCAGUACAUGGAAAACAUGAUCUUAUUUUGGGGUGGGCCCAUUUUGCUUCCAAACUAAUUGGUGCAUACCAACCAGAGCUCGCUCUCAAAAGGGGUCUGUCCCUCCUAUCACCUCCCCCACCCCCAAUGGGGAGAUGUGAAAGCUCCCAGGACAAAAACAGCUUGUAACCCCCCCCUCCCUAUUUAGGAUGAGAGCCAAACUAUAGAUGUGAUGGAAGACCUGGACACAUUUGGUGAGGGGCCAUAGCCCUCCCCAGAGAGCUGGACAGCACAUUCCUUGCAUACAGAGUAUCUUGGGUUCAGGCCCUGGCAUUAAAAAGAAAAAGGAUUCCAAGGUUGGAAUAGUCCUUGGAGAGCCAUUGGAGGUUGGAGCAGACAAGUAGAAAAACCCAGGGGCCUACGGCAGCAUCCCAUGUCCUGCUUGUCUGGUAGGGGCCAUCUUGCUUUACUGUGCCUGUUUCUGCCUAAAAAAUCUUUCACCGGUUUUGAGAAGUUUAUUUUAUUUUGUCUGGCACUGCUUCGCUUUGUUUUUUGUCCGUCUCAUGCCACUUGAUGUUCUUAUUUUCUGUCUUUGUUUUUUUCCUUUUGAAUCUCUCCCCUCCCUCCCUCCCAUUUCCCCUUUCACACUCCCUCUUUCUUGUCGCUGAAUUGCCAUGUGCUCCAGCUGCCCUUGUGGCCAAACUGAAAAUGCAUUUAGCAGAUGGUAAGUAGCAUCUUUGGUGUAUGUGUCCUCUGUCUAAGUGUAUUCACCCAGUUCCGGUUCUGUGUUGCUGCUGUAUCUUUCUGUAAAAGUUGGUUAUACGGAGGUUACAUCUUAAGUUCCCUUUCCCGGUUUACAUUUUGUUCUGCUGAUUUCAGUACAUCAGGGAAAAAACAUCCCUUUACUGCACUUCUGCACCCCAAGGGAAUAUUUGUGGUCGGAAAGUAUUUUUCCUUUUAGGAAUAAGGGGGAAAAUGAAAGGUGGUGUUAGGUUAUCACCAUUGUUGGCAAGCUGACGGGCUUUUCUUUCUUAAUUCUCAGUCUUUCUGCUCUCUUUCAAGGGCCAGAUAACAGUGCAGCUGGGCAGUCCAGGGCCAUGAUUGCUGCUGCAGCGCACCGCAGAGACUCCAGUCACAAUGAGCUCUAUUACGAAGAAGCAGACCACGAGCGCAGGGUCCGAAAACGUCGAGCAAGGCAAGAAUUUUAUCUGCAGGCCAACCACGGGAGAUGAUACAAUUCUUCCGUAGUCUGGAAUGGGAGUGGGGAUGAUACAGAGUUCCUAUUUAUUUAUUAAAUUUUUAUACCACCCUUCAUCAAAAGAUCUCAGGGCGGUUCACAGAAGAAAAUACAAGAUAAAACUCAAGUAAAUAAUUACAACAAAGCAAUAGAAGAAGAAGAAGAAGAGUUUGGAUUUGAUAUCCCGCCUUUCACUCCCUUUAAGCAGUCUCAAAGCGGCUAACAUUCUCCUUUCCCUUCCUCCCCCACAACAAACACUCUGUGAGGUGAGUGGGGCUGAGAGACUUCAGAGAAGUGUGACUGGCCCAAGGUCACCCAGCAGCUGCAUGUGGAGGAGCGGGGAAGCAAACCCGGUUCACCAGAUUACGAGACUACCGCUCUUAACCACUACACCACACUGGCUCCCCCCUUCCCACAGAUACAUUUAAAAGGCUGUAGGAUAUUAAUCAGCCAAAGGCCUGGUUGGAUAGGAACGCUUUUGCCUGGCACCUAAAAAUAUAUAAUGAAGGAGGCGAACCCUCCUGAGGAGAGCGUUCCACAAAUGGGGAGCCACUACAGAAAAGGCCACUACAGAAAAGUUGCCCCCCUCCGAACCUCACAUGGAAGACACACACAAAGAAGGGCCUCGGAUGAUGAAUGCAGAGUCCGGGAUGGUUUAUAUGGGGAGAAGCAGUCCUUGAGGAAUUGCAGUCCUGAGCCGUUCAAGGCUUUUAUAGGUCAAAAUCAACACUUUGAAUUGGGCCUGGAAACUAAUUGGUAGCUAGUGCAGUCGGGCCAGGAUUGGUGUGCUAUGCUCAAAGCACUUACACCCAUCCCAAUAGAUGUGUGCUGCGCCCUUAACUGGGGAAGAUAAAUGAGAGAGACCGGUGCCAAGCAAGAUGAAAUGGCAAAAGCCAUUGCAUGUUCAGAGAGGCAACUGAGACUAGAGUGGAGUGCAUGGCUCAGCACAGCUGGCUGGAUUGGGAAAGGACAACACACACCCGAGUUUCCCAGGCUUAGGCAAAAAGGAAUGUCUUUCCUUGCGGACUGGACUCACAACUUCUCCGGUACAUCUCCAAGAUGUAGCCAAUGUGCUGCAAAGCAAGAACGGAGGGAUGGAACAGGGUUGGGGUUAGACAUAGUUCCUAGCUAAAGUGGAGGUAGUGGGAUGGGCUGUCCUCAUCAUGCUAUCUUCCCAGAGCAUUCAGAUUUCUCUCUGGGGGCUUUCUGACAACCUUAUUAGCAAACGCAGGCUAGUGUGGUGUAGUGGUUAAGAGCGGUAGAUUCGUAAUCUGGUGAACCGGGUUCGCGUCUCCGCUCCUCCACAUGCAGCUGCUGGGUGACCUUGGGCUAGUCACACUUCUCUGAAGUCUCUCAGCCUCACUCACCUCACAGAGUGGUUGUUGUGGGGGAGGAAGGGAAAGGAGAAUGUUAGCCGCUUUGAGACUCCUUCGGGUAGUGAUAAAGUGGGAUAUCAAAUCCAAACUCCUCUUCUUCUUCUUCUUCUUCUUCUUCUUCUUCUUCUUCUUCUUCUUCUUCUUCUAUUGCAGUUUGCCAUGUACUUGUUAACCUUCCUGCUUUUUGCAAUCCCGGACAAGCAGCAACACUAGGAAGUGUCUAGUGGCCCACCAAGGGCUUAAAUCACAGCUAAUGGGCUGUGUUUGGCCUGGCUGAUCACAAGUACUGUGUGUCUUACUCUCAGUAAAUCCUUCCCAUUUUUUGACGUGCUCACUGCCCCUUCCUACAGCUAUUCAGGUGUUUCUAGCAGCACAUUCAACCUUGCUAAGAGCUUGUGUGAAAGCUCUUGGCUGAAAGAGUGGAGCUAUGUUUAACUGUCAGCUCUGCCUCUAACUAGAUGGCCUCAGGCUGUCUCUCUUAGACCUUACCCUAGUCUACUACAGUUGCGCCUCAGAAGUCGAGCGGAAUCCGUUCUGGAAGUCCACUCGACUUCCAAAACGUUCAGAAACCAAGGCACAACUCCCAUUGGCUGCAGGAAGCUCCGGAAGCUGCAUCAGACUUUGGGGUUCUAAAGAAUGUUGCAGACCGGAACACUCACUUCUGGGUUUGCAGCGUUUGGGAGGCAAAACGUUUGACUCGCAAGGCGUUCGACUUCUGAGGUCGACUGUAUGGGUUUUUAUAAGGCUUACAACACAGUAAUGCGUUCACAGCACUUUGAACACAAAGCGGUCGGAGAGCGUUAAGUGUUCUUCACUUGUUUGUGAUAAUUUUGUGAUAAGUUUGUGAUAAGUAAUUUCGUUGUCCCCGAAGGGGGCAAUGACAAUAAAGAUAUUAUUAUUAUUAUUAUUAUUAUUACUAUUAUUAUUAUUACCAACCUGUCUUUGCUGCAUACACGACAUUCACUCACAAAACGCAGGGUCCAAAAUGCAGAGUCCAAGUACCACAGGUUACUACAACGCCACAAGGAACUUGGGGCUCCAGAAAUGAAAUCCUGCUAUUGCCAAGCUCAGGUUGUUCUUUAAAAGGCAGGAUCUGCCUUGAGAUGCAUACAAUGAAGCUACCUGAUGGUGAAAUUAUUUUCUAUCACAAGAAUAUAUAUUUAACCAUGUGCAUUGUGCAAACAGAAAAGGGGGGCUGGGAAAUGAAACGGUUGGGGAUUCUAGAGCAGGAGGGCAUUCGCAGAGGAGGCCAAUCAUCAGAGCCUUUAGUGCUUCAAAUUGGUACCAAAGCAUUAAACUUCAACAUUCGUGCCGAAGAGAAUUGGGAUUGGGAGGAUCCUGUUCUCUCGGCUGCCUGGUAUCAUGGAGCUGAGUCACUUGCUUUUUGGAAAUAGAACAUCAUUGCAACCAAGGAGGUAACAGAGAUAGAAGAUCUUGAUCCGUCUUUAGUCUAUGCCUCAGUUUAUAUGCUCAGCCAGGGUGACAAAGAUAUUGCCUGCAGAGGAUAAUGAAGCAGAGCCCACCCUUUUGCCACACUGACAACAUGUAUGUAGCAAGCCACCCCCACAGUCUUUUUCCAACUCUGGCCUCAGUUAAUUGUGUGAACUGGGACUGUGCACUUGUGUCACGAGUUCAUGCUGGAGGCCCUCUGCGUAGGGGAGGAGAAGGGCUUGCCCCAGUCCUCCACCACUCUGCUGUUUUCAGUGCCAAAUCCUGCUGAACAUUUACUGACUAUCAGCAACUGACAUUCCUUCUCAGACCCAUUAACUAGCUCCCCCUCUAGACAGCCACAAGUUCCUUCUGCCCAGCGGUGUGCUCAGUUUGUGUGUCAGUAUUUUGCUGGCUUCAAAUAAGCAAACAGUAUAUAUAUUAAAAACCUUCCCGGAGAGUUUGAAUUCAUCAGUAAACAAUAUUUGAUUAUGUGUUUAGGCGGGGCAGAUUCGAGCAGCAGCCAAACAAUGGGAAAGACCGGAUGAAUUACACGUAGAGAUUUCCUGAAGGGAUCCCUUGCUGGUUUUCUGGGUUUUUUUAUCUCUCUGAGUGGAGCUUCUGGUCAUCUCCGAGUCUUCUAUAUUUACAGCCUGUCAGGCUGACAAGAUUUACUCCUGGCUUCAUUCUUUCACAGGAAAUUUAGUAAUGGGAUUCUUAUGGCCAAACUACAUGUGACAUUAAUCGCACCUCCUUGUUCUUUUUAAAGCAUGCAUAACAGUUCUGCUGUUGUAUUGAAGGGAAGGCAGUUGGGCCCGGUCCCUAAUCCAAUGUCAUGCUCUCUAUCUAAAUAGGAACCCUGUGUCAGUUUCCCAGAAUGCCCACCCUGGGCUGCUGUUUGAAGCUGCUGGUACUGCAGCUAGCAGGGGUUGGGGCAGGAAGCUGCUGGCACAGGGUCUUGAUUGGGUAUCCGUGCCACUGCUUUCCUGCUGAAAUAAAAGUGGCUGGGAUGAACGCCCUUUAAAAAAAUGUGAACUGCAGUUUACCUUUUUGUGAUCUGAAGGCCAAGCUAGGAGAGGUGGAGAUUAUUGUGUACUGUUUAAACAAUUUCCAAAGCAGCUGUAGGUAGGGAUCAGAGUGGCCACACACAGGGAAGGAGCUCAAGAGCAAAUAACAAGGAGGCAGUUCAGCCAGGAAAAUGCAUAAGGACAUAGGAAGAUACUGUAUACAGAGUUGGACCAUCUAGCUCUGUACAGUUGGCACUGAGCAGCAGCAGCUCUCCAGGGAUUCAUGCAGGAUUCCCAGCCCCACCUGGAGAUGCCAGGGAUCAAAUAUGGGACCUUAUGCAUGCAAAUUAGAUGCUCUGCCGCUGAGCUGUGACCAUUGCCUGCUGUCCCCUGAGAAGGGUCAAAUCCCCCCCACCCUGCACUUCUGUUCUAAUGCAGUUUCCUUCACUUAAAAAAAAUGAAAAGGGAUGGGAAAUUAAUUAUUCACUCUAACUAUGAUGAGGUGUAAAAAGAAAAAAAUGAGCUGCUUCUUUAUUUAGCAUCAUAUAUGCAUCGUCCAGUUUCCUUGCUGCUCUGGUUGCUUGCAGAUCUUCCCUUGCAUUUGCUAGGCACUGUCCGGAGUUUGUUUGCUCAGCUGCACAAAACCAGGGGGUGGUUAGCAAAGGUUCCUGCCCUGCAGAUUAAGAGAGCUGAACAUAGUCACUCGAGCAAGCUGCAAGGGAGUGCAAGGGAAGGGGCCCACCCUGGCUGCAGUCUUCUCCAAUGGAGGCAACAGCUGUGGAAACCACAGACCUAAAGAUAUCGGGUGGUUUUCAGGGCUGCCCGAUUAUCAGUCUGGAAUUUUCAUCACAGAGCCACAAUAUUCUCUGUUUUUGCUUAGAGCUCUUGCAGAUGGAGAAAAGAACCCAGUUGUAUCCAUGCUUGGCACUCGACCUCUUCUCUCUCUCACAGCCACGCCACCACCACAGGGAAAGGCCCAGAGUGGCAGAGUCUGUGUCCUAGAUUCAGUUCCCAGCUUCCCAGUGGGUACCUGGGAAAGAUAUUUCUCUGUUAACUUAGGCAGCUGCUACCAGACAGUGUGAAGUAGAUGGCACAGAGCUAGAUUGAUUGAUUAUAUUUCUAUGCCAUUUUUCAUUCACAUGAAUCGCAAACUGGCUUACAAGCAAUAAAUAACAUAAUACAACAUCACAAAUAAUACAGAAAUCAUAUACGAUAAUGGACAAAUCAUCAGUUAACCAAUUACAAACGCUAUUCACAAAACAACUUUAAAAAAAAGCUAAAUAACACAAUUACAACAAAAGUUAUAUUUUAGGAUUCACUGCAUAAUCUAUAAAACAACAUUAACAAAAUAGCAACCAAAAAAUAAAUAAGGCCCUGUUGAUUUCAUACACACACUUCCCCACCUGCAUGACUUACAGUCUUCCACUCCAUGCAGUUCAUUGAAAGACACAUACACCCAAUGCCCAUGGCAGCAACUCCAUUCUGAAGGCUCCCAGGGCAGGAGGGUGGGGCAAGGCAGGUGGAACAAGCCGUUGCCUGGUGGGCAGCCCAGAGUUUCAUCCCCUUCACUGUUCUUCCUCUGGAAACAGCUCCAUUAUGGAGACUGGAGGGUGGGGCCUCAAGUGUUCACAGGCCGCUUUUUCUCAAAUACCCCAGGGACGUGAUUGCCGUGCGGCUUAGCAGUUUUCCUCUCUUGCCUAGCAAAACUCGGCAUCUCUGCAGUCUCUCACGCCCUCCCUCAUUUCGAGGGGUCUGCUUUCUUCUCCACCCUUCAGGCGAAGGGGAAGUUGCAGCACGAACCUGUUCAGAGCUUGGUGCGCUUGAGCCAGCCAGGAUCAGUGGGCAUGCGUAACUUUUGCAUGCAAUUGUCCCUGGCUGGGACAACAACAGAGAGGACCUGGCCACCCUGCUUGGACCUCCCUACUCAUGUCGUGUUGGAAUGUUAUGUGCCAUUAAAUAUACUUUUCAUACCAUUUGGAUGAGGUUAGCUGUCCAUACAGAUAAGCAUCUGUCAGGGGUUCUGCUGUGGAUGGGAGGCCCUAUAAUGUUGGGAACAUGAUGCAAAGCAAGCUGGACCACAUUGCUUUAGUUCAGUUUACCCUGAAUGUUAAUCCCUGUUCGUGUCCUUUGGCAUGCAGGCUUGUGGUAGCAGUUGAAGAAGCUUUCACCCACAUUAAGCGCCUUCAGACAGAGGAGCAGCCGAAAGCCCCGGGUGACGUGAUGGAUCCCCGCGAGGCAGCUCAAGCCAUCUUCCCAUCCAUGGCAAGAGUGCUGCAGAAGUACCUGCGCACUACAAGGCAGCAGCACUACCAUACCAUGGAGAGCAUCCUGCAACAUCUGGCCUUCUGCAUUGCCAACAACAUGACACCAAAGGUACUGCAGGAAUGCCACUAUUGGCACAGAAUUCAGCUGUCUGAGCAUCUCAGCUUUCUUUUACACGUUGCCAACCAUUGCCACAGGUUGCAAGGAUAUGCUUGAAAGUGUGUGGACACCCAGUAGGGACAGGGUUGCUGAAUUCUACUUUUUGUGUGUGCAAACGUCUUCAUUUAUUCAUUUUAUGCCACUGGCUGCCUAUAUUCCCCCCUUGUAAACCCCUUGGAGGCAGGCAAACAACAGUGUUGGGGUGUGUGUGUGGAAGAAUGGGAACAGCGGAUCACAGCAGCAUUGGAAAUUCAGUGUUACGGGAUAAUUGGCCAUCCCUUGCUCUGCUCACUUAGGAACACCCUUCUCCCUUUGCUGACCACAUCCCCACACUUGGUACCCUACUCCCCCCCCUUGGGUUUGUUUCUAGAGAACAAGAAGGGAGUCACAAGGGGGGUUGCAAACAUUAGGAUUCUGCUGCCUUGCACAGUGCCAAGCUGUGCACGUCCUUGUUUUGCCUGCUGGCAGUCCCCGUUUCAGCUGGGUUGUGUUGAGCCUGAAGCGAAGGCCUUCCAGCUCCAUAGGGAGACAAUGUCCAAAAGUGUGGGUUCCUCUGCUCUUGGGCCUUCUUCGCUGCAAGAGAGCCCCUCAAACUGCUUCCAGGAGGUUUCUCUGCCAAGUGAGAGAGCACCUCCUGAUUCCUUCCUCCUUUCUUUGUAUGAAGAAUACGGAAGGAGUCAGGAGAUGCUUUCUCGCUUGGAAGCCCCAAACUUUGUAUAGCAUCUCUAAGGCAGUGUUAGAAGCUCAGAGAUAUAAGCUAGGGGCCAAAUCACUUCAUAAACCAGGGUUGCAGUUGCCAAAACUGAAUGUCUGGUUGGCGUUUUGGGGCAAUACGGCUCUAAAAUCUUAUUUUUCAAAUGAUGGACUGACUGUGAUUAAUUGUCAGUUAAACAUUUGGCUCGUUCAGAUGACUACCUUGAGCUAGGUUAAGAACUUUGAGAACUUUAUCCAGUGACUGUCCAUAUAUAUAUUGGCAUAUUCCUAUGUCUUUUUCUUAAUGGUGACAUGGAGCAUUCUUAAUGUAAGAACAUUAUUCACAACUGUGAACAGAGCAGUGGAGUGGAGUAAGGGAAAACAAGCUACAACAAUUAACUGUAAUGUUGUUCACUGCUCCUGCUCAGGCUGCACAGAAGAAGCAUUUUGGUUCUUGAAAUUCAUUCUGAUUGUGCAGAUAGAAUGUAACUGAUAGAAUUCCACAGGAUGUGGUAUUGGUGUGUGAAAACAAGUCAAGAUUAAAUGACCCCCAGGCAUGCACCUCCAGAUAGUGGAGAUAGGUUGCAAGUGGCCAAUAGUCAAACUGUGCCUGGUGUCUGGCUAAUUUCAAACACUGCUCUAGGGCUACAUGCUAGAUAGCGUUGGUGUUUGCUGGAGCUUUUGGUUUUUGGGAAAGGAGGGGAGAAAACAUGGUUGUGCUGUGAAACUUCCUGUGGAACGGUAUCUCUUCCUCUUUUUUUGUGCCCCCUCCCAAUUUCCCGGAGAUGGUUCCUUCAUUCUGCCAUCAGAAUAUCUCCUGAAUAUCACCCCCAUGCUUCCCAUUUUAAGAAAGGAUGCUACUGGGUGCUAAAGAUAGCACACGAGGGCUGCUCUCAGCCUGCCCCCUGAAAAGGCAGAUGAGAAGAUAAGACAGUUCCACAGGUAGCUUUCGGAACACAACCCUGAGGGGCUGCUCCCUUCUCUUUUCAUAGGAGGGAGAGUAGGCGCUCAUCUGGGAACAAGUCAUAUUCACAGGUGAGUGGUUAUCAGCCACCCUGGCUUAUAGAGAUUGAGCAAAUGGCCCGGAAGAUUGAAGCACAGCUGAACAGUGCAGUCACAAAUUUCCCUUUGCUUGCUUGCAGCGUUUUCUGCCUUCCACCUUGCCUCAUUACAGAGCGUCAUCUGCACAUGGGCAAACGCCUUAUCACUCCUAGAAAUCUCCAGAUUCUGCUGCCAUUAUGGACAGGUGCAUUUCCAGGUGUCUCUGUAGGCACACAGAACCACAAGUUCUACAUAGCAACCCUGAUAUUAAUGUCCUCUUUACAGUUUUGCCCUUGGGCUCUACAUUCACAGUGGAGUGGCUAUUCUUCAGCUUCCUGUCUUGAGUCCGUCCAUCCAGCUGCUAAGUGAUCUAACCAUGAUAGUUACCAGGAGUUUUAGUGUGCAUGGGAACAGUUUAUUGGCUCUGCUCUUCACAGCAGUGAGUUCUCAACAAGCUUCUGGCAGAGUUUCUCUGCCACACCCCAGUGUUUGCACUGAAUAAAAUAGAAGUGGUAUCGAGCAAGCACCUGAAAGCAUAACUUGUUCUUCCAGGUGUGUAAGCCAAUGCCCUUUGCUUCCCAGCCGGUAUUUUGUCAGCUGUCUUUGCUUUUGCUCAACAGAGGUCUGCAAGUCAAGGAUAGGGCCCUUCAGUAAAGAGUUGGAAGGGCGAGGGGCUGCUGGUCACAUGGAUCUGGUGUGGAGAAAAUGACCUCGAUCCUGCGCUGUUGGCAGAGCAGCUCAUUUCAUUGGGCCUGAGUGAUACUGCUUUUGUAGUUCCUCUAAAACUCCAAAGUCUUCCUUUGCUUAUGGCAGAUAACAUAGAGACCUGGAAAGGGGACUAGACGGAACUACACGGGACAUUGUCCUGUAUAAUCAAAUUAAAAUGGCAGUUGUAUUUUUUGAGCUGAAAAGUUACUGGACAACACUGGACCUCAUUUUCCCUUCUUUCUUUUCCCAACUGCUUUUCUCUAGGCUUUUCUGGAACGUUACCUCAGUCCAGGCCCAACCCUGCAGUACAACAAAGAUCGUUGGGUCUCCAAACAUUGGACGCUGAUUAGUGAGGAAGCUGUUACAAAAGGAUUAAGAGAUGGUAUUGUGUUCGUCCUCAAGUGCUUGGACUUCAGCCUUGUUGUUAAUGUGAAGAAAAUUCCAUUUAUCAAACUCUCAGAGGAGUUUGUAGACCCCAAAUGUCAUAAGUUUGCCCUUCGCUUGCAGUCUGAAACAUCAGUCUAG
Podarcis lilfordi (Lilford's wall lizard) is the source of this 76326-nucleotide messenger RNA. The record is from the annotation of a GenBank genome assembly. Lineage: Eukaryota; Metazoa; Chordata; Lepidosauria; Squamata; Lacertidae.